Messenger RNA from Podarcis lilfordi (Lilford's wall lizard), 56313 nucleotides. The record is from the annotation of a GenBank genome assembly. Lineage: Eukaryota; Metazoa; Chordata; Lepidosauria; Squamata; Lacertidae.
GCCUCGGGGUGGCGGCCCGCCGGCCCGCCUGUCACAUCCGCCGCGGGGCGCGCCUGGCCUGGGCUUUCCCCAGCAGGUGGCAGCGGGAUCCCAGGCGCCGCCGCCGCCGCCGCUUCCGCCUCCGCCGCUUGGCCCCAGGCCCCCGCCGAAGCCGGCCAGGCGCGCCUCUGCCCUCCUCGCCAGGCGACGCGGCGGGAGAGGAGGGACGGCCGGCCAGCAGCCCCUCGCCAAAGUUUGGAACGGGCUGGGCGGCGGCGGCGGGGAGUCCGGAGCCAAGUUGCCCCGCGCCCCGAACUGCUCCUCUUUCUCCGGCGCCUCCCGCUUGUCUCGGGCUGCCGGGAGAGGCGGCCCUUGCUCGUCUUGUGGGGCGGCUGCUGCUGCUGCUGCCGCGCGCCGCGCUCUCCCUCCGCCUGGCAGCCCUCCUUCCUCCUCGCCGCCGCCGCCGCCGCCGGCCUGCCCGCCUCCUCCCCUCGCUCGCCUUUGCUCCCACACCAUGGAGUUUACGGAGAGGAAGAGAAGCAGGAAAUCCCAAAGCUUUAAACUGAUCAAUCAAGGUACGGUGUGCGAGUGUGCUGGUGUGCUCUUCUUGGUGUGGGAUUUGUGCUCGUCUCUGGGGAGAAGGAGACUUCAUGUGCAAAUCUAGAGGAAGAGCAGGAUGUUAUGAAAUAUGUGCCAUUCCCUUCUGUCCGCCUCUCAAUAUUUAAACUCCCUAAUUGUAUUAACGCUGGAAGCACUGCGUGUGUGUUGUGUAUGGCGGGGGGGGGAGUCUUCUCCUUCUCCAUUUUAAUAAAAUGGACACUUUUUUCCUCGGUCGGAUGAGACACAUAAUGAUAAAGUUAGGUCUUGUUUCGCGGUGAAUGCCUUUUUAAAAGAAAAAUAAAGGCUCAAAUCAGGGACAUAACGAAACAUUCGUACUUGGGGAGAGGGGGACCUGUUUCUUUCUUCUUUAAGUACUGAAUUCCUCUCGGUGCGCUUGCUGUCUUCAGCUUUGUUUCUCCCUUUCCUUAUGGACCGAUUGUGCCCAGACACGCAUUGAGACGCGGAGCUUGGCGGAGGUUGCCUUCAGCACACGCGUCCACAAGGCAGCCCAUGAAAUCACACAGGAUCGGGCGCGGGGCGGGGGGGGGGCAGGCAACUUGUCCUUCCCGUUUGAGCUCCUCGGAAGAGGAAUGCGGAUCUCUAAGCAGAAUAAUGGCAGGAAAUGUGUAAAAAAUGUGCCCUUUCACUUUCGUCUAAGGGGUGUGUGUGGAUAGAUAGCUAGCUAGCUAGAUAGAUGGAUCGAUCCUUGGUGUUGUAUAACAGGUGUUCUCCUUGGGAGGUUUGUACUCUUAUUUCAUUUGACUUUAAAACAUGGCUGGAGAAGGUCCUUAGCACUGAACGCAAAUAUCUCCAUGAACUGCGUAUGUGCCCUGCAUGAUAAGUUGAGGGCAGGUAAUUUAGAGGGUAGUGCUGCUGUUACUCUUCUUCUUAUUUGAUAGUUCAUCAUUAAAUAAUUCAGACACUCUUCUUUAACUUGUCAUUUCUGGUGGAAAUUGGAUACAGUAUAAGGUUUCUGAAAUAAAGAACUGAGAAGGAAUAGAUAACGUAAAUAAUGUUGGUUUUCUCUUUUUUUUAAGCCUAUGGCAACACAUUCUUGAAGUUUACUUUUUUAACCAAAGGGUUGUGCUUAUAGCGUGAUUGCUGUACUGUUGGACAGUAACAAGCAAAGACUAAUAUAAGGGAACUGUCACACAGUGAAAAUUGGACUGAUUUGUUUCAGAACUUCUUGCCUUUCAACUAUACUUAAGUUAUAGUAUAUAAAAGUAGCUGAACGCAUACGUUUCCAUAAGAUAAGAUUCAAUCAAAUAAGUCCUCAGCAAUAAGAAGUAAAUGCAAAUUACGUUCAGUGCUCAGGGGUUAAAAUAUUCAACAUAGCAUUUUAUCUGACCUCCAGUUCUACAAAUGGUUUCUUUUCCCUAUUGAAGCGUGUAUGUUUUGAUUUAAAAAAAAAAAAGUAGAUGGUGCACAAAGCAGUUUUAAAAUUUACAAUUUUAGAAAGUGUGUGGUUCAUCUGACACUUCUGAGCUGUUGUUUUUAUUUGACUGAUAUGAGGAUUUGUUUCCACUGUAGUUGAUGUUUCCCUAGUUGGUGUUUCCUUAGCAAUAGGCCUGUUCCUUCUGCUCGAAUCAUAACAUCAGGAAUACAGAGAAGUCUUAUUUGCUGUCAUGGAUCUGAUAGGCCCUGGACUAUAAUAUCCCAGGGAAAGGAGAGUAUGACAGACAGGAUACUGCUAAUUAUUAUAUUAUGUGAAGUUUACUAUAUAUUACAGCUUUUAAACUUAACACUCAUGUGACUCAAACUGUUCAUGAUUUAUUUGUAUUGGAUGCAGUACUGAUUUCCUAUUUUGACACAGUAGUUGGGUAGGGUAGUAUUCACCUAAGUUUUACUUAGAGUAGAUCUAUUUAAAUUAAUGACUGUGGCUACGUUAGGUCCAUUAAUUUCAAUAUAUCUCCUCUGAGUAAAACUUAAUUGAAUGUUAUGCAUAGUCCUCCUUGAUACUUUGACAAUUUUAUAUGUUUGUAUUUAUUUUCAUAACAUUUAUAUACUGCUUGAUUGUAAAAAAAACUUCAGAGCAGUUUACAAAAAGAAUAAAACAAUUAAAUUAUAGGUAAAAACAGUUAAAAACAACUAUUUUAAACAUUCAAUGUGAUUACUGCUCAUGGAGUCUGGGCUUAAGAUAAAGGUUCCGAGGACAUGUUAAACUGCAGUACCAGCACAGGUUGGAAACGAGCAAAAAAAUCACAUGAAUGGUUGCCACACCAGAAAGAAUGGCGUAUGGUGGCUCAAUGUCAUCAUUAUGCCAAAAGGGUGGCAUAAAUCUUUGCUGAAACUUCCCCCCAAAUGACUGUGUGUUGAGUCUUGUCUGUUGGUAUUGCCUGUCAGUCUCAUUGGUUGAGUCAUAAAUCAUACACCCGUAUUGUCUUCUGUUGCAUUGUUUGAAGCAUAAAGUCUAGUGAACCUUCUUAAGUAUUAUAAUAUGAAUCUUUUUUAUUAUUGAAACCCAGCCCAAGGGAUAGAGUAAAGGAUUAGCACUUGUCCCAGCGAAGAGAAGGUAUUGCAAGUCUUCUCAGACUCAUAAUUAAUGCAGAGGACGUGAGUUCCACAGGUGUGGGGAAAAUCAUUGAGAAUGUCUCUGACACCCAGAUGAACUUGGAGGUUAAACUUCAUAAACCUGGAGAAUGUGGUCUCUAAGUAUCAGUGUAAGCAACAAGCCAUUUUACAAAUUGGUGAUGUUCAGGAGGCUCACAUUUUAUUUAUUGUAUCUGAUUAGGGACAAAAUGAUAUAAAUGCUAGAAGAUUAUCUGGAAUUAAACCAAGUUUAUAGUAUCUGUAGUACUCUGCCGUCCUGGAACUCCUGCUUCAAUUAAUUGUAUAUGAUUGUGACUCUCGCCAAUAUCAGGUUAGCAUAGCAUUAGUUUCAGUGGGAACACUGGAUGCUACAUGAGCCCAGUUGGAAUGAAUGGAGGUUGUGCAGUCAGUGCCUAGUGCAUUGUGAUUUUGAUACAUUAGGAUACUCCUGUAUUACAUUCAUAUAGAGAGACCAGUGGUGUCCGCAUGCCCAGAUAUUUAGAAUCUUGAACCAGGCCCUAAAUCUAAUAAUAAUUUCAAGUAGAAGCAUUAAUUUAUUUUAAAAUCUAAAAAACAGAAGAGUCUGUUCUGAACUUUUGGGGACAAACUGUAGUUACUUGUUAUAUUUUUUUCAGUUCAGGCAUGUUUCCUAGCCAAGGAAGACUAUAUUGUGUAUUGCAUUUGGCUCAGGGGCUGUGUGCUCACUUAUUGUAAUAUUAAAUCUUUAUUUCAAAAUUGCAUUUAGAGUUUAGCAAUCCAUAUUGCCUUGGUGAAAGCUAGAAAUUGUGAACAUAGUGCAGACUCUUAGUUCCAUUCCUUUCUCCCCAGUGCAAAUGUCUGAAUGGAUCGUGUGCUCCUGUCUAGCAAGAUUCAAGUAAUGGAUCUGGUCGCUCUGUUUCUCUUGUCUAAAACCCAGUUCCCAACGUUCUGUUGCACCAGGGAUAGGCAGCCUCUUUGGACCGGUGGACACAAUUUUUGAAUUUUGAGAGAGUUCUGGGAUGCCAGCCACAGAAUAACUGCUGGGGUGGGGGAAGGCAUAACACAAAAUGGCUGCCAUGGGGAGCAUGGCACAACACAAAAUAAGGGGGACAGCUCCCCUUGGAGACAUUCCACUUACUAUGGGAAACUAGCUUUUUCCAGGCCCGUACAGAGGGUUGGGGGGCAACUGGGUACUCCUGCCCUGGACCUCAAAGAGCUAAGUAUACCAGGGGGUCCUGCCAGGGGCCUAAUGGGCUUAUGCUGCAUUGCCAAGAAUGCCCUGGGCUUCCCAGCUGCCCAGAGACUUAAUGGGUGUAACUGUAUUCACUGCAGGCCUUCAAUACUAAAAUAUGGACCUGCAUUACUGUGUACUAGCGUAGAGCGUCUCAUGGACAAGACUCCUGCCCCAGGCCUCAGACAAGCUCUGCACAGGCCUGCCUCUGUCCUACUGCCCUUCAUUGUGUAGAACCCACCUCCCUCUCCCCCCCCCCCACCAAGUGAUGCUGUUUCUGUCUAACAACAGAGAACAUUUCUUAGUACCAGGAAAAAUGUACAAAGUGGCCACACCACACUCACUGCCAUUUCACAGAAAUUGUUUAGAAGGUACCUUCACAUUUUGUCCCAUAACUUACUUUCUAGGGAAGAAAGAGACUUACUUCUUUUUUAAAAAGAGCUCACCAGUUAAAACCUUGUAGGUGCCGUGGUAUCUGCAGGCAUUGGGUUGGUGACCCCUGUGGUACACGCUCGUGUGAUGAAUAAACAACCACCAUGAGACGAUGUAGAUGAAGGAGCAGCUCUAUGGACUAUACAGGCAGGACUUGCACAGGCUGGAACUCCCAUCAGCGAAGGGCAGGUUUACCACUACCAUGGUGGUGUCCUCAAGUGCAUCUGUUGAUUUUCUUUCACAUAAGCUGAGUGGUUUGCAUACGUUUGUAAUAAGGAAAUGUAAAAUCCUGGCUUUGGGGACGCUGACACUGGUGACUCAGCCCUCAGUGGUGGGAAUAGCAUAAGCAGGUACUCAUCCCUUAGUGGCCCUUGCAGUGCAGCUCCCCACCUCUGUGUAUGCCCGUGGCACCCUAAUGAUGGGCAUUUUGAUACUAAAGAAUAACAGCGUGGUUAUUUCAGGCAGGGAACAGAAGAAACCAUCAAUUCCAGGGACCCUGGGAUCUUUAAAUAUAUACAUCUCCUUUUGUGCAUAACACUUCCCUAAGACCACAUAAAUCCUGUUGCAAAAAUGUGCUUAGGAUUAGGCUGUAAAAAUGAGUUAGGCUGUCAGUUUUUGCAUUCUCACUUGGAAAUCAUUUCCUUUGAAGGCAGUGGGACUGACGUCUCAGUAAACGUCUCCAGAAUUAAUUUUACACUUUCUUAUUCUAGAACUUAAUAAGAGUUGGAGUUUAUGUAGUCUUUCUCCUAGACUCUUACAACAUCCCUGCAAGGCAGGCAAUAUUCUUAUUGCCAUGGAUGAAAGGCUGAGGUUGGCAGGUAGUAUCUUGCCUAAAGCACCCCCCCCAGGUGAAUAGAUUGCUGAAGUAGGAUUUGAACUCAGGGUAUACCACUCUUUGUCUUACCCUUAAGUUGCUCAUAUUCUCUAUUUCUGCUGUGGCCUUUUUUAUCUUAGGUUGGGCCAGUAGGCUAAGUGCCAAUAAUUUAAUGUAAUGUGCUAGAUUUGUAAUGCCUUAUCCCUUGUGUUUGUGAUCACUCCUAUGAGGACGAUAGCUCUUUUGUGUAACCUUUUUAUUCCCUAGGGUCUGUCUCGCAGAGACUUCAAAGCAUUCUGUGAGUUCAUGCAGACUAACACCCUCAAUCAUUUUUUGAUUGCUGGCCUCUGAACUGAGGACAAGUGUGAGCCCUGCUAGAAGAACCAUCUGUCUAGUUGUUUUCUUACUUUGAAGAGACUCAGCGCAACGAAGCUUGUGAACCUCCUGCUCUAUAGCAGUGAGAAGAACAAACAUGCAAAACGUGGUGUCUCCUCCAUAAGUAAACAUCUUGAGUAGUCACUCAAGGCAAACUCAGUCAUGGAAUGAUAGAAUUGUAGGGUUGAAAGGGACCACAAGGGUCAGGUCAUCUAGUCUCAAUGGGGGGGAGGGCUUGAACCCAUGACCCUGAAAUUAAAGAGUCUCAUGCUCUACUGUCUGAAUUAUCCCAGUCACCGCUAACCUUUGCUGAUGAGAGCAGGGAUUAGGGACCCAUCAUUUGAUUUCUCAGAUAUUUUCGCAUAGAGGAGAUAGAUUGUCAAUAAACUAGUUUUGUUCUGACAUUAGAUCACACUUCCAUUGGAUGUAAUGGAUAUUCCUUAUACCAGACUCCACUGUUACUGAAGAUUCCUUAUUUCUGAAUAUUUAAUCUGUCAACUGCAAGCCUAAGGACAGAGUGUGCUUACAGUAGGGUCAGAAACAAAAGCCAGGAAGAUAGUCUUCCUAUAAAUGCCUGCCAUAAUUCCUUUUUUCUGCUUGCAUAUGCCUGCCUGUUUGUGCCUGCAUAGGUAUUAUUACUUAUUCACUAUGUAGUUGUGAUAAAAAGGGAGCUUCUACAUUCAUUGUAUGUAUUCAGUUUUAUUUGAAAUUUUUUAUUAAUUUCCAUUCGUAGAGCCUGAUCUGUUCCCUUUAGAAUUCAUUGGCAACCUUCCCAGAUAAAAGGCCAAAGAGCUAAAAGGUUUGUCAUCAGGCAAGACUUACAAAUUUCUAUUUGUCUGUAAGGAUGGCACACUUUUCAUUUCUGUCAAAAUCUCCCAUGCAUUCUGAAAGACACAGCAAAAGACAACACUCCAGAUAGUUGGUGUCUGCUAUAUUAAUUUAUUGUGAAAAUGAACACCACAAGUGAACCCCCAGACAUAGCUGUUUGCUGAAAUAUGGAAAAUAUUUUGGUUAAGUGCCUUCAGCAAAAGCAGAGGGCUUUAUUUGUUUUUAGGGAGGGCUGACACAGAGCACGUUUUCAUUGACUGAUCAGAUGUGCAUUGAAUAAAAAAGCAGAUACAUUGGGAGAUUAUGAGAUAAAAUUGUAACAUCGUAUUCAGUGUUCAUUUUUUUCCAGAUCACUUGAAUUCUAAUUCAUCUCCCUAUUUUUAAUUCCAGAUUAUCACCAUGAGGCAUACAAGAUCCCUGACUAUAGUAAUGAUGUUAAUGGGGAGGCCAAAGAAGCGCAACAAUUUUAUUUAGGUAUGUUCUCACGUUGAUUAAUUUCCAAAUGGCACAUUUGUGGCAGGAAGCAUGUGGGUGGGUGAGAAUUACUGCAUGCCUAUAGGAAGUACUUGCCACUGUUUUAUAGGAUGUUCUUUUCAAAUGUCUUUCUGUUUUGCCAAUUGCCAGCAUAUCUUUUAUUAACAUUUGCUAAAAAUGCUGUAAUUUGAGACAUAAAUGUUUAUUAGUGUCUACCCACAAUGCUAAUUAUCACUCACCCAGAGAACAAGAUGCUGACUAUGUAGUUUGCAGCUCUGUGCUCAACCCAUUUACAUUGCAUAUUUGCUGGCAUGCUUCACUGGCAAUAGUUUGUGUAAUUGGGGCAUUACAUCUUUGACAUCUGGAUAACAGAAAUUCAAUUUCCAGAAAGCCACUAUUUGUUUGGUUUUGCUUUGGCCAUGGGUGGGAUUAAUGUGUUGUCUUAAUAUAAUGUCCCUUCACCUCUGCAAACAUGGCACUUAUCUUAACCACAGCCAAAUUAAAUUAAAUCAGCUGUCCAAAAUGUGUAAAGAAAAUAAUGAAAUAUUAUUGUCUUCCUAACUGAAGCUUGAUAGGACUUUAUCAGUGAAUUGCUCAUAACUGUCAUGAUUGCCCCUACUAUGAUUCUGACCCCCUAUAGUUCAACUGCUCAUACCUGCUGUAAUGCAGAAGAAUCCUAGCUGCUCUUGAUCCAUCUUAUAAAACAUAUUUAUUGCUUAAUGCCAAAGAUUUUAAACAGUUAACCAUAAAAGUGCUUAAGUUCUCCUAUGGAGAAGAAUCAGACACUGCAGAAUUCAGUGCCUCACUGCUGUAAACAGAAUUCUUUAAUUUCAUUCAUUGCUGCUACACGGAUCCUUCAAGUGGGGCAACAGCUACUCUUAUUACACAUGAGCUACUUCCCUCCAAUGUUGUGCUGUGCAGUGGUCUCACAAAGUCCCCUGCUGGGUCUGGUAAAAUGGCUGUGUUGGAGAAAGUGUGACUGUCACCAGAGACUCACGUACUGUGACAUCAGCGGCAUGGUAAGAUAUGAGGGUAGAUAAACAUUUCUGAAUCUGUUAUGCAAACCCGCAAAGGUGCAUUGGUUCUGUUCUCUGUUUGUGGUUUUAACAUUUGAAGCAUCUUUUUUUACGUCGCUUGUGGUAGGCCUUUGGCUUUGUCCAUAGUGUUAAGGGUUAUUUUGGCAUAGCAUAGCAAGGUGUGAAUUUAUUUUACUUUAUUUAAUGGGUUUCAGAUUUUUGUCUCCCAAAAAAGACUCCAUAGAGCUAUCAACCUCCCUCCAUUGCUAAAAGUUCUUAAGAGUCAUCAUGCUUAUAUUGCUUUCCUCUGCCUUCUGUGGAAUGCAUUGCUUUCCAGAAGCACAGGGAAACAUAGGUCUGUUGUAAACAAUUUUUACAAUGGUUUUAAACUUGCAGUUGAGAUUCUGCUUUUGAAAGGUUAAUGUAGAAAACUAAUUAUGCAAUCCUGGUAACCAAAUGUGUGAUGAGACAUUUAUCUGUGUAAUUAACAAUGAAGAACUUUAUAGUUUCAUAAAAUUGAAUGCUACACUGUGUGCAGUCUUCAGUGUGAAUUUAUUUUGAAGAGGUGCAGAAAACAGAGAUGUUUAUGGCUGAUAUAAAGUAGGACUGAAAUAUGCUGUAGUGCAGGUGUCUGUGUGUUUUACUACAUUUUUGUUUUGAUGAAUUAGAUUUUGGUAGACCAAUAACUUCAUUUUGCCAGAAUAAAAUGAGUGAAGUGGGCUUGCAGUAGGGAAGGGCUAUAUAGUGUAAAUGAUCGUGAAAUUCUAUACAUGUUUAUUUGGAAGUAAAUCCUAUAAAGUACAAUGAGGUUUAAAAAGGUAAAAAGGUAAAGGACCCCUGACAGUUAAGUCCAGUCGCGAAUGACUCUGGGGUUGUGGCGCUCAUCUCACUUUACAGGCCGAGGAAGCCAGCGUUGUCCGCAGACAGUUUUUCAGGUCAUGUGGCCAGUAUGACUAAGCCGCUUCUGGCGCAACAGAACACUGAAACCAGAGCAGCGCACGGAAACGCCAUUUACCUUCCAGCUGGAGCGGUACCUAUUUAUCUACUUGCACUUUGUUUUGGCGUGCUUUCGAACUGCUAGGUUGGCAGGAGCUGGGACCAAGCAAAGGGAGCUCACCCCGUCAUGGGGAUUCGAACCGCCAACCUUCUGAUCGGCAAGCCCAAGAGGCUCAGUGGUUUAGACCACAGCACCACCCACGUCCCUCAUACAGUGAGGUUUACUCCCAAGUAAAUGAGUAUAGGAUGUGUACCCUCAAAGCACAUUGUCCUCAAAACAAUAUUUUUAACCAUAGUCAAUCAGAAAAAAAUUAGCAGUCCAUAUUAUUAAAUUUACUUUCAUCUUCUCUUUUAAUAGCUACAAUUGCUUAUGUAAGUGUUGGGUCAAACACACUAGCGAUAUUUUCUGAAAUCUUGGGGCCAAAUUCCAAAUUACAGUGGUACCUCAGGUUACAUAUGCUUCAGGUUACAGACUCCGCUAACCCAGAAAUAGUGCUUCAGGUUAAGAACUUUGCUUCAAGAUGAGAACAGAAAUCGUGCUCCGGCGGCGUGGCUGCAGCAGGAGGCCGCAUUAGCUAAAGUGGUGCUUCAGGUUAAGAACAGUUUCAGGUUAAGAACGGACCUCCGGAACAAAUUAAGUACUUAACCCGAGGUACCACUGUAUGUAGUAGGCAUAUCACUCGGACCCCAAUGUAAAAAAGUUCACUGUCCUUAAUUAUUGGUUCAGGUAGGUAGCCAUGUUGGUCUGAUGCAGUCGAAAUAAAUAAAUCAAAAUCAAAAAAUUGUCCCGUAGCACCUUAGAGACCAACUAAGUUUGUUGUGGGUAUAAGCUUUCAUAUUCUUCACUCUAAGGUGCUAUGGGACACUCUAAGGUGCUAUGGGACAAUUUUUUAAUUUUUAUUUAUUUAUUUUGACUUAAUUAUUGGUAAAUUGCUGUGUCAAUGAUACUAUGAAAAAGAUGAAUAUUGUGUUUUUUAUUGCUAAAUUUCCUACUUGUGGAAGGAAGCCUGUAUUGAGGCUUAUGUGCAUGUUGAACAUCUUCAGGCCUUGAAAUGCUAUGAACUGGCCUGCAAAUAUUAUUCAAGGAGAUCAGCAAUGUUCUGAUAUCCUUGGUGGAAGAGAAGACAACACUGGUAUCCAAUUAUACAGUACACUUCUCCAAAAUAGGGAAAGAUCAACAAAAUUAAUCAGGGUCAGAGUAACCAUGUUCAAUUCCUCUAAUGAGAAAUAAAUAGAGCAAUGAUUCUAACUACACAGAACACUCAUUGGAAGGAACAUAGGAGUCAGCCCAUUGGUCCAUUAGACUGAGUCAAGUCAUUGGUCCAUUUAGCUCAGUAUUGCCUACACUGACUGGCAGUGGCUUUCCAGGUCUUCAGGCAGAAGUCUUCCCCAGCCGACUCUGGAGAUGCUGGAGAUUAAACCUGGGGCCUGGUGCAUAUGAAACCGUUGUUCUGGCACUGAAUUGUAUUGUAGUUCUGUUCUGCUUAAGGUGACAUUUUGGAAAUAAGGCUCUUCUUGCUGGAUAAUAGAUACAAGGAAGCAUUUACCUGUCAGAGUAAAUAGUGCAUGGGAGGGUUCCCUGACAAAGGCGUUACCAGAUGUGUUGGGAACGAUACUAGGCACUACUUCACAGUGUUAAAACAUGUUCUGUACAUUAGUUUGUACAUUAGUUUGGUCUAUUUCACCAGCUCUCUUAUGGAGCUCUGUAAGAAAGAUUUUACCAGCAUAGGCCACUGAGUUUAAGCUGUUUAUUUAAUUUAUUUUUAUUUAUUUACUCAAUUUGCAUACCGCCCUAUACCCGAAGGUGGCUUAAGCUGUUGGUGCUUCUGAUUCCUUGUAGGGAUAGGAGCCCAUUUAGAUUGGUUUGCCUUUGGAAACUGAUGGAGCAAGGUGGUUUCCUUAUAGUUCCACCACUAUACUUUCCAGCCAAAAGGGCUGGCAGUUUUGCUGUGCUCUCUUUGAUCUGUGGAAUGCUGAAGUGGCUCUGUUAACAGACACAAUUGCUACUAUACAUAAUAUUGUAGUGAUCUGACCCUUGGCAUUCUGGGGAGCUUGUGGUGAUGAAACAGUUGCAAAGACAACUUGAAUGCAAGAGGAAGAAGAUGCAGAAUGAAUCUGACUAGACCCAUUUGAAGGCUGAUGGAGAAUAGAAGUCUUCUCUGACACAGUGUCUGCUCAGUGUCAUCCAGUUGAGCCUUUUCCCAGAUAACUGAGUAGGCUCACACAUUUGGAUAACUGGGAGAUGAAUUGGAACUCCUGGUACAGCCCACUGUUAAUUAUUUGCCAAGCAUUUUCCAGGUAAAAAUCAUUGUCUUCUGCUUUGACUUGUACUUCUGGUUGACAACAGUACAAAUACCAGAAGUUCUUCUAGCACCAUUUUGCUGCAAUUGCUUAGCUCAUUUUUAAUUAUUGCAGCCUGAGGGUGACCUAGUGCUUGGAAGGGUUUGACCUACCUUUAGUGUGCUUGACCCUUGGCCACCUUGGCUGAUAACAUCUAGCUGAAGGGGAGCUCAAUACCACCUUGUGAGAGGGGACGGCCCAUGCUGCCUUGAAGGAAGUUGUUGGACAACUCUUCCUAGGACCUUUCAGAUUAUUGGACAUUGGUAAUCUUGGCCAAAGCAUCUAAAAGAGUGCAGAGGCACCACAUUUCAGGACAUUCCUAGAUAACAAUGUUUUUAGGACUGAGACUUCCUUGGUUGUACUGGUUGAUGACAUUUGCCAGAAAGAUAGAGGGAUUGUGACCCUUUUUAUUAUCUUUGAGCUCUCAACAGCUUUCAGUACCAUGGACUGUGUUAUCCUUCUGGAUAGCCUGGCAUGGAUGGGAGUUGGAGAUACUGUGCUCUGGUUGCCACUCCUCUCUCAUGGGUUAGUUGCAGAGGGCAAAGGUGGGGGGAUUUUUGCCCAACAUUUUCACAUCCAUUUUAUUUACAGUUCUACAGAGUUCAUUUUUAUCUCCCAUGCUAUUUAACAUCUACAUGCAAGCAUUGGAAAUGGUCAUACAGAGUUUGCUGAUGACUCCCAACCAUAUUUCUUCUUUUCAUUUACAACAGGCGAAGUGCUAAACAGUGCUAGAGGCAACUAAAACUGAAGCCAAAUUCAGUUAAGAUGGGCAGUGUAAUUGACCAUUGAGAUGAUAUUCAACCUCUAUAGACAGACAUAUAUAGGUUUGCAUAGGGGCUGUGCACAACACACAUUAGUUCAGUGGUGAUGCUGAUUAUGAUAAUCAGCCCUUCCUAAGCAGAUAAGGACAUGAAAAUAGCAAGCUGGAUCCAGCCAAUGGGCCAUCUAGUCCAGCAUCCUCUUCUCACAGUGGCCAACCACAUGCUUGUGGGAAACCAGUGAGCAGAUAAGAGCACAAGAACACUCUCCCUUCCUGUGGUUUCCAACAACUGGUGUUCGGAAGCAUUGCUGUGUCUCCAGCUUUGGAGGUAGAGCAUAGCCAUUGUGGCUAGUAGUUACUGACAGCCCUCUGCUCCAUGAAUUUGUCUAAUCAAAAUGGGUUGUAUACAUACCUUCAUCCAGAUGAGCAGAAAUCUCAACAAACAGCGCCUCCACAUCUAAUCUGCAUUAAACUUCAGCUUGUUUGCCCUCAUUAAUACCAGAUCAGCCUCCAGAUGCAGGUUUUAAAAUAUAUAACCUUUCCAAUAAAAUGUUUAGGGCAGCUCACAACAAACAUUAAAAUACAAUAAACAACAAAUCAAUAACAGCUGCAAAUAGAGGGCAGAGCCAUCAAGUAUGUGGCUCAAAGCCACAGUUUCAUUUGCCAGGAGCAGACCUCCUCCAGCCCCAUGCCGGUGUAGCGUAGUCACUAAGAAACUGAGCCACCAUCUAGGAAGUCCCUGGUGUUCUUGCCUCAGCUAUGAACGCCCUAGGUGGCCUUAGGCAAGCCAUUGUCUCUCAUCCUCAGGCACAUUGGUAAUAUAGGUAUAACACUACUGACCUACCUUACAGGGUUGUUGCAGAAGACAGUGUGUGUGAAGUGCUUUGAAUAGUUGAAAGAGCUAUACAGAUUCUGAGUAUUAUUGUUGUCACCCACACAGAAUCUUCCAGGGAAAGCCCCAUAGAGUCCAAUCUAGCUAAGAGCUCCAUCCAUGUUCAGUACUCUCCACAAAAAGAGUAUUGUAACGGGGGCAGAUUAACAAAGGGAGUACAAUAUAUUAAAGGGUCCAGAUAUGACUCAGAUGGGCUGCUCAUUUCUGCUUCAACAGUGUUUAUGCUGCUUAUGAUGGUGGAUUUCUGCAGAUCACAGUAGACUCUUUUCUCCCUAGAUCUUCCCCAGCACUUCUAUCAGGUUCCGGAGGCUGACCAGCCACUCUGAAAAGCUGUGAAAGCAGAAGCUUAGACUUUUGGCAUUUUGUUUGUUUAGUCCAAGUAUGGACACUGACAAACUGGAACGUGUCCAGAGGAGGGCAACCAAAAUGGUCAAAGGCCUGGAAACGAUGCCUUAUGAGGAAUGGCUAAGGGAGCUGGGCAUGUUUCGCCUGGAGAAGAGGAGGUUAAGGGGUGAUAUGAUAGCCAUGUUCAAAUAUAUAAAAGGAUGUCACAUAGAGGAGGGAGAAAGGUUGUUUUCUGCUGCUCCAGAGAAGCGGACACGGAGCAAUGGAUCCAAACUACAAGAAAGAAGAUUCCACCUAAACAUUAGGAAGAACUUCCUGACAGUAAGAGCUGUUCGACAGUGGAAUUUGCUGCCAAGGAGUGUGGUGGAGUCUCCUUCUUUGGAGGUCUUUAAGCAGAGGCUUGACAACCAUAUGUCAGGAGUGCUCUGAUGGUGUUUCCUGCUUGGCAGGGGGUUGGACUCGAUGGCCCUUGUGGUCUCUUCCAACUCUAUGAUUCUAUGAUUCUAUUCUAUGAUUCUAUGUGGCGAAAAAUGCAUGUGUCCUGCAAGGAAGUGACUUCAGUGUAGAAAAUUCAUCUUAUGUGAAUGCUGUCUGUUUUCAAUAUCCAUUUCCACUCAUGCUUAAAAUGCUUGAUAGGUUUGCUACAGACUUUUCCUACUGCUAAUGAAAUGUAUUUGCAUGCCUCAGUGGGCAAAAUGGCAACAUUCUGCUCCAAACAUGCACACAUUCAGUGUGAAAUAAGCACAGUCAUAAAUAAAAUUAAUACUCAGAUGAUGCCGAGUACAUAAUUGUUUUUAAAUGUGCAGAGUUGUCAUUAGAAACAGUGGCAUUUUUCAUAUAUAUUUUUCCUUUUCACAUUCUGAAUUGCUAUGCAUCAGAGACUGGCUAUACGUUAGUCUGUGGGUAUUAAAUAGGCAGGUAUUAAAUAAAAUGUAACAUUUUCUUUUAUUAUUAAUUUUGUUGUUAUUCCAUCUUCUCCAUCAUUAUAAAAUUCCUUUGAACUAACAACUCGCUGCUAUGGAUUGAUCCUAUGAGGGGCUAAGUUCUCAAGCUUGAUACUAGUAAUGAUAAUAGACUACUUUUUAUGAACUAUGACAUUUUAAGCAGGUUUUAUUAAACUGUUUUAUUAUCACUUACUGUACAUCCCAACAGCUGUGGCAUUGAAGCAAUACAGUGGUACCUCGGGUUACAUACACUUCAGGUUACAGACUCCGCUAACCCAGAAAUAGUACCUCGGGUUAAGAACUUUGCUUCAGGAUGAGAACAGAAAUCGUGCUCUGGCAGCGCAGCGGCAGCAGGAGGCCCCAUUAGCUAAAGUGGUCCUUCAGGUUAAGAACAGUUUCAGGUUAAGAACAGACUUCCAGAACGAAUUAAGUUCUUAACCCGAGGUACCACUGUACUUGAUAAUUUGAACUAACUUAAAUUAAGAACAGACCUCCAGAACAAAUUAAGUUCUUAACCCAAGGUACCACUGUAUUUGAUAAUUUGAACUAACUUAAAUGGUUCUGUGCAUAUAUUUUUUAACUCUUAUGCAGACUCAAACAUAUACUCUCUACGUUGUAGGUGAUCAUGUAUUUAGUAUCACAUCUGCAUAGUAUGCAUGGCAACAAAAUAGUUGUCUGCAUACAUAUGUGUGUGUGCAAUGCCAAUCGGCAUGCAUUUCAGAAAGUAGACAUCCUCAAAGUCCUCUGAAACAUAGUAAUAUGUAUCAUGUAUCAUUACCAUUUUUGCUAAUUUACUGUGAUAACUGUGUCUCUGUUUUCUCUAGGAGAUGAAAGCCGGGAAAUUAAAAAACAAAUUACAGGGAUGAGAAGAUUACUGAAUGACAGCACUGGAAGAAUAUAUCAGCGAGUUGGCAAAGAAGGAGAAAAACUGAAGGAAGAACCCCAGGACUUAGAUUUGGCCUGGGCUCAGCGUCUGAAUCCCCCUGCAGAAACCCAGGCAAACCUCCAUCCAACUCAGAGUGGUACUUGGAAUGAAUUAUCCCCCCAGAUAAGCCACUAUUCAGGGCAAUAUGGAACUCGGUCCAAAACCUUCCAAAACCAAGCACGAACCGUAGGUGCAAAUGGUAGGAUCCACAUUUAUACAUUUAAAUCACUUCUUAUUUGUUUUGUUCUCUUUAAAAAAUGAAUGCUGAGUUACUUGGAUAAAAUAAUUUGGCCAUUAUGUUAGAAACAUAAGAAUCUUCCUUAUACUGGCUCAUCUCGGUAUUGUCUAUCCUGACUGACAGUAACUCUCUGGGGUUCCAGGCAGUGUUCUGUCCCAGCCCUGGCUAGAGGCUCCGGGGAUUGAAUCUGGGACCUUCUGCAUAAAAAGCAGAUACAAAUUCAGAGAAAGUUGUACGAUUGUCAGCUGUAAAAAGUUAAGGUUUUUAUGUUUGGACCCAAAGCUGAUCUUAAACCUCUUUUAAAUGGUUUUUUAGGUACACUGAAAAUGCAUUUUAUAUUAAGGCUACAAACACUAUAUCGUAAUGAUAGAUUAUUCCAUAGGUAGGGAAUCUAUGACCUUCCAGAUGCUGGUGAAUUCCAACUCCUAUCAGCCCCAGACAGCCUGGCCUGGAAUGAUCAAGUCCAGGUUCCCCACCCCUUCUUUAGUUCAUGAAUGGCCAAUCUAUGGCACAAGUAAAGGCAUUUGUGGCACAUAAUUGGGGGCCUGCCUCCUCCAUGCCACACUUCUGCCUGUGUGGUUCAGUGGACUACAGGGGAAAAUAUGAUAGGCACAAGAAGGUGCUUUCAUGUGCAUAGAAUGGCAUGCUCUCAUUGCUGGACUUGGCAUAUGGCUUGCUGGUUACCACCACUGUUUUAGUUGAUUAAUUGGAAGGUGUGUUUUGCUUCUGGCACUUAGUAAUAAUAUUUCCAUUUCAUAACUAGAUAUAGCCUUCUUUUACUUGGUCAAAAUUAAUUUAUAUCAUAGAAAGAAGUUGGCUUGGCUUUGAGGUUUGUAUUGAUUAUUGCAAUUAUAGAUGGGAAAUGUGAAUGUGCACCCACAAAAUCCACCUUACAAAAUUAAUUGUUUUUGACUCUCUUAUUAAUAAUUCUGCUUGCAGUGUUGGUUUGCAUGUAUAUAGACAAAGACAUUGAUGUAUUCAUCACUUGUAAUUGAUGCAAACAUUCAUCACUUGCAUCUAUUAUAUCAUUGUGUGUAUUAAUUUUCAGUUGUGCAGAAGAGGAAACAAUACUGUCCCUUUUAUGUUCAGUUUCAUUUCUGUUAGUGCAUUGGCUCAGAUUAAACACAGGAAGGAUAGUACUACAGCAUAGUACAACUAUUUUUUUUCUUAACUGUAUUAUGUUUGUUUGCUUAGAAAUGUGGAAAAUGCAGUACAGGUAUAGCCCCCACUUACACAGGGGUUACAUCCUGGGGCCUCACGUGCAUAAGUAAAGUGGGGAUACCCUUUAAACACCCUCUUUGCCAAUCUAUACCAAAACUGCUGUAUCCAAAAAUACCCACAACUAGAAUUGAACCUCUGGGACCAGCAGGAGGCUGGAGGACACGUGGGAAAGAGGCUGCUGCUGCUGCUGCUGCUGCACUACCCCACAUAUCAGCUGUUAGGCGGGGAAGCUGAGCAGCAUAAACAAAGCCCUGCUGUGCCUCCAGUCUCUUUGGGGCUUCCUCCGCCCUCACUGACAUCCUCUUUGGGCUCCAGGUAAGGUCUCCUCGCGGGUGGGUUCUCUCUCCCACCAUUUCUGUGCUUGAAUUGAAUUGUUUAAUUGUUUCCCAGCACCGCUUGUGUAUGCGGUUUCAUGCAAGCAGAACACAUGUAAGUGGGGGGCGCCUGUAUUGUGUUUCCAGUCAUAUGGCUGCUUUCUUAAUGUGGUGGAGCAAGAGAAGAGUUCCAUGUGCUGAAAGUGUUUAGGUUUCCAGUUGUUUCUUGUCUUUGUGUGGGAUCCGAUGCAUUCCUUCAGGAUAGCUGGUGCUCUCAUACUGGGACUUGAGUCCAAAAAAGUGGCUAGCACCAGCAAGGCUAUCUUCUCCCGCUGUGGCAGUGACUUGCCAUUUAAUGAGCCUUUUCCUCUGAAGACAGAGAACUGCUCCUCUCCAGCCCUGAGUACACACACUGUACCCAGGAACAGGGGCAAAGAGCAACCCAGUUAUUGUGCAGCUUUCCUCCUUUCCUGGAAAGAGAGAGAGAGAGAGAGAGAGAGAGAGAGAGAGAGAGAGAGAGACAUGCUAUGGUCUUUGAAUUGAGACCUGAGGGGCAGAGUCUGUACAAAGGAUCAAAUGUGUUUGUGGCAUUCUUUAACUGACUGGGCAAGUCCUGUUAUUGGGCAGAAGUGUCUUCACAGGAUAGAGAAGAUAGAGGAAUAGAAGGGAGAUAAUAAAUUUAUUAUUAUUAUUAUUAUUAUUAUUUAUACCCCACCCUCCCCGGCCAAAACCGGGCUCAGCAUGGCUAACAUCAAAUGUAUAGCACGUUAAUGUGGAAAGAAGCAAUUAGCAACAAUGACAAUGAACUGUAAUACAGUAUUUAGCAUUUAUAGAGCUUUGAAUUGUUCAAAGUCUUUCACAUUACAACAGCCUUUGCCAACCAUGUGCCCUCUAGAUGUUUUUAACUACAACUCCCAUCAUCCCCAGCCAGCACACAGACCUGGCUGGGGAUGAUGGGAGUUGUAGUGCAAAGCAGCUGGAGGCACCAGGGUGGCAAAGGCUGCUUUACAAUAAGACCGCAAGGUCCGUGAGGCAAGGUUUGAAGUCAGCAGGCCCUUGUGUCUCCCUGAGUCUGCUUGGUUAUUGAAUUCAUUCCUGAAUUGGCCCUUUGCAUAGACAGAGUCCCUUAAGGCAAAUCAUAUCACUUCCCUUCAGGAGCCAAUAUGUGUUCUAGUGAGUACUACAGGUUAGUGUGCUGUGAAACCUUCCUUGGAGGAUUUUAAGCAGAGGUUGGAUGGCCAUCUAGGAGGGAUGCUUUAGCUGAGAUUCCUGCAUUACAGGGGCUUGGACUAGAUGACCCUUGGAGUCCCUUCCAACUCUACAAUUCUAUGAUUCUGUGCCAAUCUUGAAUGAGGUAUUGCCUACACAACUCAUUACAUGGUAAUAAACAACUGCAAUCCGAGAUCUCUGGGGUUAUUUAUGUAUUUACUUUAUUCUAACAAUUUGUAUACCACUUAAUCACAGUCGUCUCUAAGUGGUGUGAAAUAAGACCAAACGUGAGUUAAAACUAUAUGGCUUUUGCAUAUGUUUCAUCUUCAUACAGAUUUUUAUUUUACUAAGGCUUUUGAUUGUGCCUGUUCUGCCCAGUGGUUGUAAUCUUGAGAAUGGUGCAUCCAACUGGGUCCUGUUGUUGAUAUCAGAACACAUAGAACCACCUAUGUAAGCCAUUCCAUGCAAGGCAGAUGGCAUCUUCUUUAUAAAAAAUAAGCUUAUUACUGACAACUUGACCACCCUUAAUAGCACCAAAAAUCUCCUGCCUCAUGGUGCCCAACAAUAGGACCGGUCCUUGUUCCAGUAAUUUCUAGGCCAGUGUUUCCCAUUGGCCAAUGGCAGGCGGACUGUGGCGCCAGCUGCAUCCCUGGGGUGGAUCGGACUGAGCCGGCCGGCUUCACUCGGUCCGCCUCAUGGGUUUUUAAUGCCAGGGCCUAGUCCACUUCCUCGUUCAGUUUUUAAAAACUGUUCGUACGUGUUUCAUUUGUUGUGGAAUGAAUAAGGUGUCUUAUUUACAACAACAUAUUUCUUUACUAUGUUGUAGGACAUAGGUAGAAAUAUAGAUACAUAAAAGAAUUCAUAUUUCUGUUUGUUCACUUAAAAGAAGGUAGAUUUCCAGAAGGGCACUGAGUAAUUUUGUUUCUUAAAAGGGAGCAGCAGGCCAAAGAAGUUUGAGGAGCCCUGUUCUAGGCUGUGGGCAAUCUGUUUCAUGGAGACGGCUUUUGUUAGUUGAGCCAGAGAAACUGGCAGCUGCUUUUGGCUUCUUUUGUUUUUAAAGGUGCUACUAGGCUUGCUAUGAUAUUUUCCAUAUGAAUAUUGGGAAUACAGUUGUGGUACUCACAUAUUGACUUUUCUGUCUGAAAGGCAUCUGCGAAGAGAGAAAAACAUAGCUUUGAUCUUUCUUUUUUAUUGCUCCUGCUGUUGGGCUGCUGUGCAGGCCAAAAUAAUUCCCCUUGGCUUCCUUCCCUAAUAUAGAGGGAGGAGCAAAGCAAGAGGUGGUUCUUAAGAUUCGUCACUACAAGUAGUCUUCUUAAAAAGUGAGAAAUGAAUUUUUUAAAAAUUGUUAAAUUUAAUAAACAGACAAAAGUGCUUUUAUUCUUUAGGUGAUGCUUUGAACAUUGAAUAAGAACAUUCUGUAAAGUGUUCUGUUUUACUCUUGUUGAUUUGAAGAAAAAUGAUGGAAAUGCUUUUUGGUUUUUUUUUAAAAAUCUCCAUAAAUAUGCAUGAAGUUAGCAGAGCCCUGCUUUUGAUUUGAAAUAUUGGUGGUCUCUUUUUUCCAUUUACUGUACACAGGGUAGAUUUACAUGGGUAAUUUCUAUCAAUGCUAAUGGGAAUUAUAAUGUAAAUCCCCCAUGCCUCAGUAGGAAAACAGACCUUUUGGUUUUCAAAUGGGGCUUCAGUACCUGCAGACCUCAUUAGUAAUGCAUUAUAUUUGUAGCAGAAAAGAUGAGCAUGAAUUUAUUCCAAGGUUUGCUUUGUCAAAAUUUUAUCAUGAUAUUCACCAGAAUAUUAAAAACUUGGAAGAGGAAAGGGACAAAUUCAUAAAAUAAUAUUUAUUUGCUAAGCUUAGUUCUCUAAGACAGACUCAGUUCUCACAGACAGACUCCAUUUUAAAAUAUUCUUUUUAAUAGCUGAAAAAGACAGGUUUUUUUUUCUUAUAGCGUUCUGUUUCAUAGCCCUAAUAAUAUUUGUUUUAUAUUGUUUGAUUAAACCUUGCUGUACAUACAGUUAGGAAAUAUAAAGACUGCUGCAGAAUGAACUGGGAACUAGUAACGUGCAAAGCCAAUGGAAUUAUAGUUCUUGAACAGGAGGCUAUAUACUAAAACAGGCUCAUACAAGUUCAGUGACCUGUUGAGGAUUUGUGGUUAUCCUGGUGUUUUCUCUCUGACAACCUGCAUGUUCAAACAAGGCCUUUUUUUUCAGUCUUGUGGAACUCCUUGCUAGAUAGAUGCAUGCUUAGCUGCAUACUUUUCUUUCCAUUGCCUUGUGAAAGGUAGCUUUGGCUCUGAAGAUCCUUCCUAAGGUAUCUGGGACUAGUUUUGUUUUAUUUAUUUAUCUAUUUGAUUUAUAUACCACCCUUUAUCCAAAGAUCUCAGGACACUGUACAACAUUGAAAACGUAAUUUAUGCAGCAUAAUAAUAACAGUCCCUCAAUUUAACGGGCCAUAAAUUAUUUAAUGGCCAAAUGUUUGGGUAAAGCUGAAUGUUUUCACCUGCCGCCUAAAGACAUAUAAUGAUGGUGCUCAGCGAGCCUCUCUGGGGAGAGCGUUCCACAGACGGGGAGCCACCACAGAAAAGGCCCGUUCUCAUGUUGUCACCUUCCAAACCUCUCAGGGAGAGGGGGCAUAGGAAAGAGCCGGAUGACAAAUGCUUCUUUACUGCUAAAAUAUACAUUUAGGCUGUUUAUGGUUUUUCCAUUCUUUUAUUGUGCAACCCUUUGUGUUAAUGAAAAAGGGCUUUGUUUAUUAAAAUAUUCCUGUGCCACCGUUCAUAUGUAAUAACAAGGGGUGUGCUUUCAGCAUCGAUCAGCUGAUCAGCGCUGAGAGCAAGCCCCUUGGAAGGCCCAUGGCAGGUCUUUGGAGCCACACUGUGCCUGCAAGCAGACUUCAGAGGGGCUUUUGCUCAUUGCUGUCAGCUGUUCAACGCUGAGAGCUUUAACGUGUCCACUGCAGUUGGAAGUUCCCAAUGUGCAGCUCUCUAGGGUAGCCAAUCCCAGACACAUCUUUACUUGCCCCACUCUUGAUGUCACAUAAUGCUGUUAGGUGUGGGGCAGGUGGUGUGGUUUGGGGGGAAACGGCCUCACAGACCUAAGUAGGGCCCCUGCCUGGCAUGAUUAGGUCCCUGCCACUGACCUAUUAUAUUGACCCCAUCAUGGAAACGCUUUCUCCGUAGUCAUUUUACCUGGACCUCAUGUAGCAACUGACAUUAGUUGUGCUGGAAACAUCUGAAAAGACCCUUGUUUUUAAAUACAGAAAUUGAUACCUGAGCCCAGGGUGGCAAGGUCUCCAUUUCUCAGCAGCCAGGAGCCAUGGGAAUGCACAUAGUUUCUGUUUUAAAGGUUCCAGGUUCAAUCCCUGGCAUCUCCAGUUUGGGCUGAAACCCUGGAAAGCCUCUGUCAGUCCGUGUAGCUAGUACUUAACUAGGGAGGCCAAUGGCCUGACUCCGUACAAGGCUGCCUUCUGUGUUCCUGUGCAGGAAGCUUUCAGACUUUAGUUGGGAAGCAGGUUAUAAAUCAAAUAUAAAUUUAGCAGUAUGAAGUGCAGUAGUACAGAGAUAGUUGACAACCUUCAACAGCAAUACUUUAAAAGAAACUGGGAUGUAGGAGUUCACCGUCACAAUGAAAGGGAAAGUUGUGGAUAUUUUCUGCCUUCAUAGAACUUCUCUGUUCAUGGAAAUUGAUGAUGGAGGACUCUGUUCUUUUAAUUUUUAAUACUGUGAAGCAACAAGCGGCGUUCAAUCCAUUUUAGACUUGUUAGUUCUUUAUUAAAUAACUUAUUACACAGCCAUCUCAUUCUUUCUAGGGGUAUUGUCAUAUGGAGGAAGGGCCUUUCUGGGUUGCUCCGUGCAUGAUAGAGCAACUGUUUCUGUAAUGAGGUUCAGUGCUCUUGUUAUCCACCGUGAACUAGUUUGACAAUAAGGAGGCCUGCUGUGAGCUUACAUUGUGCUGGCUGUUUUGUGCAGACUUCACUAUACCAUGGAACGUUAUUUGUGUGGGGAGGGGAAUGACAGAGCACACCCCUGCCGCCGCCGCCGCCACCUCACAGUGGAGAUUUUAAUUUUAGGUUUCAAUUUCCUAACAGCAUGUAUCAGACAGCAUUAAAACCCUGUGAAGACAUUCUUGCCCUGCAUCACUGUUUUAAUUUCCCUUUUUUCUUCAGGAGAAAUUCCGGUGGCUAAUACUUCCUCUGGCUCAAAUUGUUGUACUUGUAAUUGCCAACCAGCAUUGCAAGCCAUUCUUCAGGAGCUUAAAACCAUGAGAAAGAUAAUGCAGAUCCAAGCAGGUAUGAUAGUCUGUCUUUUCAACUAUUAGGUAUAAUUUUCAGUCUGCAGACAGACUGCCUUAUAAGUGCCUUUUCAUGAAAGCAUAGGUCUUAAAGAAAGACUGCUGCCCAGAUGGCAUGGAUCAGGGGUUGCCAACCCAGUGCCUACAGGUACUCUGAACUUUCCUUUUUGAAAAAAGUGAGUCUCUAGCCCUCCUAGAAAGAAACUUAUGGGGCAAAAUGUGCAGGCAACAUCUAAGCGAUUUCCAUGAAAUAAGAGUGUUGUGGCCAAGUUGUAUAUUUUUCCUGGUACAGUACUGAGGAAUGUUCCUGUUGUUAUUAGACAGCAACAGCAACAGGGUGUUGAGUGUGCGUAUGAUCUCAGUGUCAGCAAAACAUAGCUGACUUCCCCUGGUCAGCAUGAUUUUUGCGUUAUGCCAUGUUCCCCAUAGCAGCUUCCCCAGCUGACGGCUCCACAGAGAGUGCUCCGCCCACAGCUGUUGGUUCAAGCAGCUGGUUCUGAUAAGAGGGUGGGAACUGGUCAGGAGUCUGGGCUGUGGUAACUGUCAUCUUUGAUACACAUUUGGAAGUGUACUCACAGGUUUUUCUUUCUUCAGUUGCUGCUCAGAACAGACAACCGCCCCCAGUUCCUCUGGUUUGCACACAGAAAUCAACACUUUCAAGAAAGAGAAAUAAAAAGAAAAAAAUACCUCCAAAGACUAUUGAACCUCUUACUGUGAAUAAAAAGCCCAGCACUGCAGAGAAUGAAAAAAAGCUAUCAGCAAACUCUGAAAGUUCUAGUGUGGAAGCUGCUGAAUCAUCCUCAAAGUUGGAGUCACAGGUUUCAGGAUUUGGCAUUGUCCUCGAAUCUUCAUCUUCAGAUGUAAGUUGACCAGGUGCUGGCAGAACAGACCCUGUUAAGAGUGCAAACCUCAUGUCACAGGUGUUGUCGGUAGUGUAGUAAGUCUUGGAUUAGGCCGUAAUGUCGGUUUCCCGUGGGAUCUUUUCUACAUCUGCAGGUUGCAACAUAAGGGCUGACCAUCCACAUAAUUUAUAUUUUCAGGAAAGAUCUGUAUGCACACACUAUAUCCUAACAAAUCCAUAUGAUUGUCCUGUUCCUGUUUCAUGUUUUGUACUAGUAUGCCCCUGAGGGAAUCAUUCCAAAAACAUUUCUAUUGAGCCUAGCAUUGAAUAGGCCUUGUUCAUUUGUUCACAAGCAUAUUGGGAUGCAUUUAGCCAUGGGACAAUUGAAGGAAUUAUUUUUUGGUUUUGCAGCUGCACUGUACAUGAGUCUGAGGGAAUCUAAGAGUUGGUGCUAAAGUACUAAGAUAAUGAUAUCCCCUCCUCCUCAAGAAAGUGAAGAAAUCAGGGAUGCGGGGAAGGGGCAUGCACGAGUUACAAAAGGCUUCUCAGUUAUCCGCAGAUCUUAAAAACUGACUUCUCAUUCCUCUUUAAUCAGAUUAGCACAGUUGGCAUUAGGAAAAAGUGCACAAGUUAAGUAGCUGCUGUUGUUAUUUAUGCCGUGUCACCAGUGUACGUGCAUAAGGUCAGUGGGCUGAAGGGAGAGAUGAGAUGGGGGGGGAGGAUGGCGAGCAAAUGCAGAGUGUUUACUUGGAUUCAGUUUGAGGGGACAAGUAAGCAAGAGGCUUGCUACAGAAGAUGAGUUUUGUUAGCAUUAUUGCAGUUGCCAAGGUAAAACCAGGGAUGAUGUUAUAGAAUCAAAGCCUCCCAUGGGUUGGCUAAUUUGCUGUAUCUCACAAGGGUCUUUGUGACAAAGAUGGCAAGGGUGAGGACUUUGUAUGAAAUGUAUUCAUUCUCAGUCUGUAGCACUAGAAUAGCUUGUUCUGCCCUACCCCUGCCAUAAGUAAUGCUAGAACAAGUGGAAAGCUAAAGCGAUGUCACUUUUUUCUGUCCGUGUUAAUGGUUAUAAUCUGUUAGUAAGAACUGUCCUGUGGAAGCAACGUCACAAGGCUGUGCAGAACCCUUUUAACAAUAAAGAGAAGUGAGAGAUUUCCUAUUUGCUGACCAGAAGUGCAUUCACUUGUGAGUUGAACUUGUGCAAAUCACUAGUUGCGCCACUGGUGGUUAAUCCUAACCAUAAGACUGAUCUGCCCAAUUUUAUACUCUCUCAAGGCACAAAGAAAGCUUACAUGUGAAGGUAGACUUGAAGUAUCGGGGCUGAAAUUGUAAAUGUCAAAAUCCAGAGCCAGGAUUUCAAAAGGGCACACUUGGCAUUUUCUCCUUUUGAAUUAGAUGUUUGUAGAAUGAAUAUCAGGAGAGCAAGAGGGUGGCUGGUUGGCUUUGUUUGAGCUUCAAAAGUUCACUGAAAAGUUCACUGAUGAGUAAGCUGAUCAUUAAUUUCUUCAACGUACCUUUUUAAUUUUGAGAAGACAGUUUCCAAUUUCCUAAGUACAGCAAGCUCAGAGAACAUAAUUAAAUUCCGUAUCAAUGAUCAUAAAUGAAAGAAAUUCUGUAGAUAAUAUUGUACCUUUCUAGAAGUGCAAACUAAUAAUAAAAAAGAGCAGUCAUGAUAAUUCAGUUACACAGAUGUGAGCUACACCGGUAAUUAGAUUAGUGUGUCAUCCGACAGACUCUGUGUAAUGAUACAUAGCAACUGGUUAAAUGCUUUUCUGUGGUUCUUGUAUGUAAUUAUAAUUACAGCCAGAAAUGACUGUGCAGGGAAAGGAUUGGAAACUUCUCUUUCAGUUUUGUAAGUGAUUUUAUUAUUUUGACCUGUUUUCAGAUUGCCCGUCAGUUUUCCAUGUUUUGAACAUACAGGUUCAAGGUUUGGUUUUUUGUUUGGGGUUUCUAGAGUGGCUACAUUUUUUAAGCAGUGUCUCAUUGCUCAAUGAGUGAAUUCAGGCAGAGUAGUAAUUAAUGCUGGAUUUAUUUAUUUAUUUUUACAGAAUGAUUCAUCAAGCCUUGGGCUAAUUAUUUUAAAAUGUUCAUGUUUUACAUCUUUAACCACAAUAUAAUUAAAAAACAACAACAAAACUUGGAAGUUGCUCUGAAGGGCAUUGGGUGAAUCUUCUAUCUCUGGGGGGAGAGAAUGCCAUUUAGAAAGAGACUGGUGAGAUUUGAGUUCAUAUUCUCACCUAGUCACGACCCUCAUUCUGUAGUCUUUGGCAAUUCACUAUUUUGCAUUGUCCCUUAACGAAAGGUGGGGGGAAAUGAGGUUUUUAUUUAUCUGCAUCUAUGUGGACAGGCACAUUAAGGGCCUGGGAUUCACAGUUGUUGUGGAAGAACAAUGAUCAGUUUGUGAAAGGUACAUAUAAUUUCUAGAGGGUGUUUGUACUUUGUGAUUUUGUUCAAGCCUGGCAAAUUGUUCCACUGGGAUGAAGUCCUUUGUAGGAGUCUCUAUGAUUCUAACUAGCCUUUUUCUUUUUAAAAAAUGUCUCUAGCUCUCAUGUUCAUAGAAGAAAAGUUUGGCAUUUGUGCUAUCACAUAUUCAAAGGACUGAAAACUAAAACCGUGAAUGAAGCUUGCAUUCCUUUGGGCGCUAGCUUGGGAACUGACCUUGGUGAACUCUGGAGGAUUUCUGAGUAUGGGAUUAUGUUUCAGUUCUUUAUACACUUAUAUGAAUCCCCUCUGUCAGUGGGAUUUACAUAAGAGUAAACAUGCAUAGGAUCAGGUUGGAAGCCUGAGUUUACAUCUCUCAUUAAUUUUCAGCUGGGGUGAAUGGAAUGGCUGGACCACUCCACACGGCAACAUUUUGUUGCAGGCUCCACUUGUCCAAUUUAUAUUAAAUACAUGUUAACUGCAUUAUGUGAAUUAGCCACAAUUACAACUCUUGAUAUGUCUAUAGGGUAACCUUCAAAGCUGAAUUAAGUAAUCUUUCCAUUUCAAAUCUUUCAAUUUUAAUGAAAGGGGAAGCCUAUGUAUGCAAAAUAUUAAGUAAUUAUCAUAUAGAAAUUGCUUUUUAGACAAUUGAAUGCCUUUGUAUACAGUGCCUUAGUGAUCCCAAGCCUUAGAAUCCCAAGCCUUAGAAGCCUUGAAAGACAGAUCAAUAUUAUUAUCCCCAUAUCUCAGUUGGCUGGGGAUGUGACAUAGUGAUUUUCUUUAAGGCCACCCAUUGAAACUGUUUGCUGAUUAUUACAAACGGCAGCUUCAUGGUCAAGCUAGUGCAAGGACCCAAUCCCUCAACCUUUAGAUUACCUCUUUUCUCUGUGCACCAGAACAAUCUUUGCAAAAUAUGUAGUUGAGGGUCGCCCUCAACACUUCUGGGGCACACUUUCAGUAGCCUCCUUCAAAUGAAUCAAUAAAGUAAGGUCAUUUCUGAACUACCAGUUUGGGAGAUGCAUAUGCCCCUGGUAGUGAUCUGUGAGAUAAAGUUUGCCAACACUUUCCUACAAUGCCUUAUUGCCAUACGGAAAUGUUAUACUUGAUUAACAUUAUUGACUGCACCUAAGUAAAUGGUGUACUCUGAGAAAACUUCUACUGUUAAGAAAUAAAUUCAUUAAAUAAAAAUUGUGAAUUCCAAGCAUGCCCCUGCAGAAGUGGGUGUCUGGCCUGUUACCCAGAAAGAACAUUUCUAGCAUCUCCUUAACCGCAACUCCCCUGUAGCUGCUGAGGUCCUCUCACAAGUCCCUCAAAACAAAUUAGAGAUGAGCUUGCACUGCAAAAGCCUGCACCUCAUUCCACUUCAUGCAAAUGUCCCUCAGUUCUUUGGAGGACAGCCGUUCCUCAGUUGCUUCCUCCUCUUCCAGCGAGGCCUGCUCCUGCGCAACCUCUGACUGCAGUUCAACCAGCUCCUGGGUGGUCAGCUCGUGGUCGUGCUCCUCCACCAGCUCGCAAACGUCCUCCUCUGUGACCUCCAGGCCCAUGGUCCUCCCCAAGGCAACAAUGUCCUGCACCACUGUCGACUCUGGUGCAUCAGAGUCACUUGGUGCCACACAGUCCGGCCACAGGCUGCGCCAAGCGCAAUUCAAAUUUCUCUGGCUGAUCCCCUUCCAGGCCGUGGUGAUCAUCUUCAAGCAGGUGACGAUGUCGAAGUGGUCCUUCCAGAAUUCCCGCAGGGUGAUGGUGGUGCAAUCAGUCACCUCGAAGCAUCGCCUGAAAAGCUCCUUGGUGUAGAGUUUCUUGAAAUUGGCGAUGACCUGCUGAUCCAUCGGCUGGAGCAGUGGCGUGGUGUUAGGCGGCAGGAACAUGAUGUUGAUGAAGCUGAACUCCUCCAACAAGUCCACCUCAAGGCCUUUAGGAUGAGCAGGAGCAUUGUCCAUCAGAAGCAAAGCCUUCAGCGGCAGGUCGUUGUCCAGCAGGUACUGUUUGACAGCAGGGCCAAAGGCAAGAUUGACCCAGUCCACAAACAGCACACGUGUGACCCAAGCCUUGCUGUUGGAUCGCCACAUGACACUCAGCCGCUCCUUGUCGACCUUGUGUUUCUUGAAGGCCCGUGGGUUCUCCGAGUGGUACACCAGCAGGGGCUUGAUCUUCAGGUCGCCGCUUGUGUUGGCACAGAAGAGCAGGGUCAGACGGUCCUUCAUGGGCUUGUGGCCAGGCAACUUGGCCUCCUCCUGUGUGAUGAAAGUACUUUUGGGCAUCCUCUUCCAAAACAGCCCGGUCUCGUCGCAGUUGAAGACCUGCUGUGGAACGUAGCCCUCCGUCUUCACAACCUCCAGGAACUCCAAGGCAAAGUCUUCAGCCGCAGGAACAUCAGAACUGGCAGCCUCUCCAUGCCUGACCACGCUGUGGAUUCCGGAUCUUGCCUUGAACCAGUCAAACCAGCCUCUGCUUGCCUUGAAGACUUCUGGCUCGGCCGAGGUUCCUGGCUGUUCCCGGAUGAGGUCUGCGUGCAAGGCCUUGGCCUUCUCACAAAUCACGGCCUCAGUCACUGUGUCCCCUGCACGCUGCUUCUCUUCUAUCCAGAUGAGGAGCAACUUCUCGACCUCCUCCAGAACAGCUGGGCGGUUCUUCACGAUCCUGGUGACUCCCUUGGCUGCAUCAGUCGCAAGGAUCUUCUCCCUCAUCUUCAGGAUGGUCCCGAUGGUCGAUGGGUUCCUGCCGUACUCCUGGCGAGGUCCGUCACACGCAUUCCACCGUCGUGCUUCCGGAUGAUCUCCUUCUUCAUCUCCAGCGUCACCUUCUCCUUCUUCCUCUCGCCGGCCUCCGCAGCAGCAGCAGUCUUGUAUCUCCAAAUCUGGGAGAGUUGUGUACAGCUAUAAACCAAAUGAAAAACAACAAAGCCAGUGGACCUGAUGGGAUACCUGACGAAGUCUUCAAAGUGGGUGGAACUGAACUUACACAACAACUUCACAAGCUCAUUGAAAAAAUCUGGGAGAGAGUGGAGAUCCCUGCAGACUUUAGGGAUGCCAAAAUUAUCAAUAUUUUAUUUAAAAAGGUGAUAGAACAGAUUGUGGAAACUAUUGAGGCAUCUGUUUAUUAGCUGUGGCUGGCAAAAUUCUUGCAAGGAUCUUAGCAAACUGCCUCCUAACUAUAUCCGAGGAUACCCUUCCUGAAUCCCAAAAUGGUUUUCGAUCUUCUAGGGGGGAAGUGGAUAUGAUUUUUCACUUCAAGAAAAACGCAGAGAGCAAAACCAUACCACCUGUGGACUGUCCUUCUGAAAAUCGGCUGCCGAAUAAAUUUGUGAACAUUCUUUGGCUCCUCCAUGAUAAUAUGACAGCAACAAUCACGGAUCACAGUGGCUCUCAGAGUGAACCAUUCAUAGUGGGAUCAAGUGUUAAACAGGGUUAUGUUAUUGCCCCAACUAUUAUUACUUUCAUUGCCAUGAUCCUAUGCAUUGUUGAAGGGAAACUCCCCACCAGGGUAGAAAUAUAUUGAACAGAUGGAAAGCUCUCCUAUUUGAGUAGGGUGGAAGCAAAGAGUAAGGUUACCAUAACUUCCAUCGUAGAGCUUCACUAUGCUGAUGACAAUGUAGUGUGUGCACACUCAGGAUGACCUCCAAACCAUCCUAAAUAUAUUGACAGAAGCUGCUCCAACACAAGCACAAAACAACCUCUCCACAGUGCCACAAAUCCAACUUAAUGGUGUAAAUCAUUUUUCUAGGCAGUUAUAUUUCCACAACAGCUGACAUUGAUGUAUCGCCUGAGCUCGCUCUGUGAGUGCAGCUUCCUGAUCGAAGUGUUGAGUGUUUUAGGACCAGGACAUUCACAGGGAAACCAAAACGCUUGUUUACAAAACUACUACCAACUUUACUAUAUGCUUGUGAAACAUGGACCACUUAUAAACACCAUCUCCAACCCCUUGAAAGAUUCCCUCUCUGGAAGAUUUUACAUAUCACUUGGGAAGAUAGCCAAACUAAUGUCAGUGUACUGGAAGAAGCAAAGAUCACCAGUGUCAAAACAACAAUCCUUCAAUAUCAACUUCAUUGGACUGUAUGUUGUUCGGAUGCCUGAUUAUCAUCUUCCAAAGCAACUACUCUAUUCCAAACUUAAAAAUGGAAAGUGAAAUGCUGGUGGACAACAAAAGAGGCUUAAAGACGCUCUUAAGGCAAUUUUUAAAAAUGCACUAUAAGCAUGGAUAAUUGGGGAACACUGGCCUGCAAGCACUCCAGUUGGAGAAUAGCCUUUACCAAAGGUGCCACGGACUUUGAAGAAGCACGAACUUGGGGCAAAAGGGAGAAACGAGCUAAGAGGAAGGCACGUUUGGCAAAAUCCUCACCAUGAUCAACUCCCACCCAGAAACCUAUGUCCCCUCUGUGGAAGGAUGUGUGGAUCCAGAAUUGGCCUCCAGUCAUUUACAGACACACUGUUAGGACUACAUUACUGGAAGACAAUCUUACUUGGCACGAGUGAUCGCCAAAGAAGAAGCACUGGUCUAUCCUCCCUUCCAUCACACUUAUGUGCAAGAAGGCAAUCGUACCAUGGUUCUUCUUUGGGUGUAGUUGAAUUAUGUACCGUAUUUAUCGCCUUAUAGGGCACACCGGCCCAUAGGGCGCACUUAUUUUUGGGGGGGGGGGGAAUAAAUAGGAAAAAAAUUAUCCCCCCCCCCGAGCCCCAAAGAGCAAAGAAGCCAUGACAGCGAGCGGGAUGGAUCCCACUAGCUGUCCUGGCUUCGUUUUUAGCCUCGGGGCUGUCGGUCUGGGAGUGAAGGCGAGGUUGCGCUCAACCUCGCCAUCACUCUCGGAGCUUGUGGGGCUGGGGGCGGGGGAAGCCCGAGCUUCCCCCGUCCCCAGCCCCCAGAACGGGUCCAGGAGUGAUGGCGAGUUUGCGCACCCUUGCCUUCGCUCCCAGAGCUUGCUUGCGGGGCUGGGGGCGGGGGAAGCCCGAGCUUCCCCCGUCCCCAGCCCCCAGAACAGGCUGCUGCCCGCAAGCCUUGCGAGCCCGGCGGGAACGCAGGGCUUGCGGAUAGCUUCCUGUAGCCUGGAGAGCAAGAGGGGUCGGUGCGCACCCACGCCUCUCGGUCUCCAGGCUUCAGCGAAAGCCUGCAUUCGCCCCAUUGGAUGCACACACAUUUCCCCUUCAUUUUUGGAGGGGAAAAAGUGUGUCCUAUAGGGCGAAGAAUGCGGUAGAUUGGAUUCAGCUCCUUAUGUAGAAAAGCAGUAGACCUACCCACCUUCAGAGAAUAUUUCCUAUUGUACCUAUGGCAGGAAUUGCUUAUCUGGGCUUCCCUUCUUCCCAUCAGGAGGCCUACACUUAAAGCGGCAGAAACAUAAGGGUAGAUCUAGUCCAGGAAUGGGCAAGUUGAUUUGGGAGCAGACAACACAUUAUGCUAAUGCAUUUUGGAAAGAAUGUGUCAGUGCUGGGCACUUUAUUUUUAUGUUUUGUUUUCAAGAAAAAGCAGCUAUGCAGGGCCCCAGAUAGACUGGGAACAUGGUGCUCAGGGCAGGGGUUUAAUAGUUUACUUCUCACAACAUUUUCUUGCAGGACAAUGCUUCCCAGCUACCAUGUGCCCUUCAAAACUGUUUUUAUGCAGUAAGUAGCACCUUUAGGGAAAACAGAAGCAGUCGGAGAGAUUUUCAGGAAGAAAGGGGAUGGUAAGGGUUAAACCCAGAUUGUGUUAAAUGUAGAUUGUGACCUGUCUGGCAGCUUUUAAUGAAAAAACAAAAGUGGUCAGUGCUAAGCUGCUUCUAAAGAUUAGACACUUGUUCUGUUUAAGAGAAUUCUCAUUUCUUCCAUGUAAGAAUCACAGAUCAGAAAUUCCAGCCUGAGGGCAUUCCUUAUUAUUAUAAAACUGAAGGUGCAGGCAGGAACCCGGCCCCCUGAGUUCAGCUCCAGCACCUCUCAGGUGGGCACCAUUGCCUUUUUGACAGAACACGGGAGAGGUCCAUGGUGACCUCUGGCAGGGACCUCUUUUUGUAGACUAAUAGCACUGGGUGUAGGCGCAUAUGACCACAUAGAAUCAUAGAGUUGGAAGAGACCACAAGGGCCAUCGAGUCCAACCCCCUGCCAAGCAGGAAACACCAUCAGAGCACUCCUGACAUAUGGUUGUCAAGCCUCUGCUUAAAGACCUCCAAAGAAGGAGACUCCACCACACUCCUUGGCAGCAAAUUCCACUGUCAAACAGCUCUUACUGUCAGGAAGUUCUUCCUAAUGUUUAGGUGGAAUCUUCUUUCUUGUAGUUUGGAUCCAUUGCUCCAUGUCCGCUUCUCUGGAGCAGCAGAAAACAACCUUUCUCCCUCCUCUAUGUGACAUCCUUUUAUAUAUUUGAACAUGGCUAUCAUAUCACCCCUUAACCUCCUCUUCUCCAGGCUAAACAUGCCCAGCUCCCUUAGCCGUUCCUCAUAAGGCAUCGUUUCCAGGCCUUUGACCAUUUUGGUUGCCCUCCUCUGGACACGUUCCAGUUUGUCAGUGUCCUUCUUGAACUGUGGUGCCCAGAACUGGACACAGUACUCCAGGUGAGGUCUGACCAGAGCAGAAUACAGUGGCACUAUUACUUCCCUUGAUCUAGAUGCUAUACUCCUAUUGAUGCAGCCCAGAAUUGCAUUGGCUUUUUAGCUGCCGCGUCACACUGUUGGCUCAUGUCAAGUUUGUGGUCAACCAAGACUCCUAGAUCCUUUUCACAUGUACUGCUCUCAAGCCAGGUGUCCCCCAUCUUGUAUUUGUGCCUCUCAUUUUUUUGCCCAAGUGCAAUACUUUACAUUUCUCCCUGUUAAAAUUCAUCUUGUUUGUUUUGGCCCAGUUCUCUAAUCUGUCAAGGUCGUUUUGAAGUGUGAUCCUGUCCUCUGGGGUGUUAGCCACCCCUCCCAGUUUGGUGUCAUCUGCAAAUUUGAUCAGGAUGCCCUUGAGUCCAUCAUCCAAGUCGUUGAUAAAGAUGUUGAAUAAGACCGCCAAGACAGAACCCUGUGGCACCCCACUAGUCACUCUUCUCCAGGAUGAAGAGGAACCAUUGAUGAGCACCCUUUGGGUUCGGUCAGUCAGCCAGUUACAAAUCCACUGAGUGGUAGCAUAGUCAAGACCGCAUUUUACCAGCUUCUUUACAAAGAAUAUCAUGGGGCACCUUGUCAAAUGCCUUGCUGAAAUCAAGGUAGGCUACAUUCCACUGCGUUCCCUUCAUCUACCAGGCUUGUAAUUCUGUCAAAAACGAGAUCAGGUUAGUCUGACAUGACUUAUUUUUCAGAAAUCCAUGCUGACUAUUGGUGAUCACAGCAUUCCUUUCUAGGUGCUCACAGACUGUUUGCUUAAUGAUCUGCUCCAGAAUCUUCCCUGGUAUUGAUGUCAGACUGACUGGGCGGUAAUUAUUUGGGUCCUCUCUUUUCCCCUUUUUGAAAGUAGGGACAACAUUUGCCCUCCUCCAGUCUGCCGGGACUUCGCCUGUUCUCCAGGAAUUCUCAAAGAUGACUGCCAGUGGUUCUGAGAUCACAUCUGCCAGUUCUUUUAAUACAGUGGUGCCCCUCAAGACGAAUGCCUCGCAAGACAGAAAACCCGCUAGACGAAAGGGUUUUCCGUUUUGGAGGUGCUUCGCAAAACAAAUUUCCUAUGUGCUUGCUUCGCAAGACGAAAAUGUCUUGCGAGUUCCUGCGGGGUUUUUUUCCUCCCCCCCCUUUUUCCCAAGCCGCUAAACCGCUUAUCAGCUGAUCGGCUAAGCCGCUUAUCAGCUGAUCGGCUAAGCCGCUUAACAGCUGAUCGCUAAGCCGCUUAUCAGCUGAUCGUUAACCCGCUUAUCAGCUCAUCGUUAAGCCGCUUAUCAGCUGAUCGUUAAGCCGUUUAACAGCUGAUCGCUAAGCCGCUUAUCAGCUGAUCCGCUAAGCCCGCUAAGCCGCUAAUACUGUAGCGCUAAUCUGCUAAACCGCUAAUGGGCUUGCUUCGCAAGAGGAAAAAACCCGCAAGACGAAGAGACUCGCGGAACGGAUUCUUUUCGUCUUGCGAGGCACCACUGUACUCUUGGAUGCAGUUCAUCUGGCCCUGGAGACUUGAAUACAUCUAAACUAGCCAAGUAUUCUUGUACUAUCUCCUUAGUUAUUCUGGGCUGUGUUUCCUCUGCUGAAUCAUUUGCUCCAAAUUCUUCAGGUCGGGCAUUGUUUUCUUUAUCGGAGAAGACUGAGGCAAAGAAGGCAUUGAGGAGUUCAGCCCUUUCUGUGUCCCCUGUUUGCAUUUCACCAUCUUCUCCUCUGAGUGACCCCACUGUUUCUUUGUUCUUCCUUUUGCUACGAACAUACUCAUAAAAGCCUUUUUUGUUGCUUUUAACCUCUCUAGCAAGCCUGAGUUCAUUCUGUGCCUUAGCUUUUCUGACUUUGUGACUACAAAUAGUCUUCUGGCUAUUUGUUUGAAUUCCUCUUUGGUGGUUUCCCCCCUUUUCCAUUUUUUGUACACAUCCUUUUUUAAUCUUAGUUAAAAGUUCUUUAGAUAGCCACCCUGGCUUCUUUAGGCACCUUCCAUGUUUCCGUCUCAUUGGUAUUGCCUGACGUUGUGCUUUUACUAUCUCCCUCUUAACAAACUCCCAGCCAUCAUGAACUCCCUUUCCUUUUAGUAUUGCUGUCCAUGGGAUCUCACCCAGCACUUCCCUAAGUUUUAUGAAAUCGGCUUUCUUAAAGUCAAGAAAUUGAGUCCUAGUAUGCUUGGCUGCUCCUUUCCGCUGUAUAGUAAACUUCAGAAGAGCAUGAUCACUCACGCCUAAUGAUCCUUCCACUUCUACCCCACUAGCCAGGUCAUCAACAUUGGUUAGGACCAGAUCUAAAAUGGCUGUUCCUCUUGUUGCUUCUCCCACUUUCUGGACAAUGAAGUUGUCUGCAAGGCCAGUGAGGAAUCUGUUUGACCUUAUGCUCUUGGCUGAGUUUGACAUCCAACAAAUAUCCGGGUAAUUGAAGUCCCCCAUUACUACUAUCUCCCUUCUUUUUGCAUGCUUGGCCAUCUGUUCCAGGAAGGCAUCAUCUAUAUCCUCCAUUUGCUCUCCACAUGGUGGCCAAUGCUUUCAUUUUAAAUUAAAGGAAUGUGGGCAUUGCCUGCUGAAAUGCCUAUAUUAUUGGGAACCUGAACAGCCCUCCAUGGCAUGAACAUUCCAAAAGACAUCACUUCCUGUUAUACCUAAAUCUAGAGCUGAUCAAACCCUGGGCUGAGUCUGUAUAGCCAGCUUGUUUGGGACUUGUCUGUUAAUGGCACUAUAUAUAUAUAUUUCUGUUUUUAAAAAACUGUGGUUAGACAAAAUAUGUUAUUGUGUAGGUUUACAUUUUAUAAAUAUUUUAUAAAUACACUCUGCCUUCUCUGGUUCUCAUCAUAUUUGUGAAUUUAACCAUACAAACAAUAUCCCAUAACUAGGUUGUUUGGCUGUCUUGGUGUACAUUUUACCCCAAUACUGGUUUUGGAUUCUUUCAAUGGAGGUUUAUACAACAUGAUUACAUGUUAGAUUUAUUCUAAUUAAUUACUGGAACAACCUGUGCAGAAGUAAUCCCCAGGGAGGAGGCAAGUGGGCGGUGGCCCUGGGUGUAUUUGGGCAUGUGUGUAAAAAUUUCCCAGGAAAUUGAUGGCCCUCCUUUAAGGCUGGAGUGCCCAGGUGGGCUUGGCUACGACUGAACUGGGCUCACUGGUGGCCAGAGGCAAGGAAGACCCAACGGAACACCCCGCCCUAAGUCGUGCCGAGCGAAGCCAGGCAGGAGGGUAGCCGUGAGGCGCCUCAUGUGGCAGCGCUCUACUCCUAAGCCCAGAUCCAGCGGGCAAUAGGGGCAGGGAGAGGAGAGGAGCUUCCACGCUCAAAGCUGGUGGGGGCAGCUCAGAGGGGCUGGCGAACUGAGAUAAUAACACCAUGCUUGCUCCUGCCUCGUUGCUCUGUGCCCUCAAGGAGCUGGCCAGCAAGAACUUCAAGAGGCUGCAGGUGAACGUGCUCCUGGGGGGGGGCAGGUGGGAGAGGAGAGCUGGUGGCAGCAGGGGAGGGCCGGGCAUGCCUGUUCCGUUCUGGGGAGUGACCUCCUUAGACCGGGGCUCUCAGCCAAGUGGCCUUGGCAGGCACCCCAGCUUGGGAACAAGGUGGCACCUGGUGGCCACCUUCCCACAAGCACUGCUGGAGGGAGUUUUGACCUCCAAAGUGGAGGGCGCAGCGGCCUUUUCCCUCGUCCGGAGAUCUCUCUGCUUUUCUGGGCAAAGCGAAGGGCGAGGCUCUGGCCAUCCUCCAUGCUUUCAGAAGCCCAUCCUGGUAUGGUCUUUGGACAGAGGCAUGAGACAAACCCAGGAGCUGCCUCCGGGGCUGGCAGGUGUCUGACACCACCACCACCACUGCUUUUUAGGGUUCACAAUACUUAGCCUGCCCUGGUUGCUGGCAACCUACACUACGUCACUGGUAAGCCCCAGUAUGUUCAGUGGAUAUUAUUCUCAGGUCACUGGGAACUGGGCAUAGGAUUGCCGAAAAAUGCUAUCUACCUUUGUGACUAAAGCACCUGAGUGCCCUACUUCUAAGUAAACGUUCUAUUUGUUUUCCAUGCAAAGCAAAUAAUUUGUAUAGAUUUGGCAAAGGAGUUCUGUUUUAAUCAAUUAAAAUAUUCAGAAAUGCUUGGACUAAAUCUAAUUUGCUGCUUGCUAAUUUUAGCAAAACAAAAGUUUUGGCAAUUCUUUCAUUUGUGUUUAAUCAUGUACACCAUUGCCUUGAUUAUCUUAUGUUAACAAACUCUAUUUGGCUAUAAAUCAUACUUGGAAAUGUCCAUGUGAAGCUCAAUUGGGUACUGAUUGCGUGCAAUUGAAGGAUAAUUUGCUACUGAAGGAAUCUGGAAUAAAUCAGCAUCCCCCCCCCCUCAAAAUAUGUGACUAGGGCACAGACUGAUUCAUUUAUAAAACACACACACAAAUGUACAAAACACAUUAAUUGCAUCUCUAAUUGAGACUAGGGAUUGCCUGUGAAGAGUCCCUGUUAAACAUAUUUCUACCUUUUGCAAUACAGGGAUAUUGGUUUUCUAAUAGGUAGAUCCAGGGUCACUGGAUUUUUCCAUGAUUAUUGUGGUUCUUAUGUAAUAGCCUGGUCACUGGAAACUUGCAAUGAGCAUCGCUUGUUGUUAAUGCACAGCUAAUAUCAAUCAAUUUGAAAGGAAAGAUUUCUCAAGGGAACUCAUACAAAUCAGCCGUGAAGCUGUAAUCCAAACAAAAUGUGGCACACAUUUCAAGAUACCUCUCUACCUUUAUUUUUAAGCGCUGGAAACAACGUGUGGAGACAGCUGCUCUGAGGACAAGAGCAUAUUUUUUCCAACUUUGUGUGACCAAGGGCACUCUGCCGUGUGGCAGUUUUUUUAGUGUGGAAUUUUUUAUUUUGAAAAAUGAAGUUCAUCUGAGGAUAUGAAAUGCAAUCGGAAUAGAUAACCUAGGUUUAGAAUUGUAGAAUUGAAAGGGACCCCCAAGGGUCAUCUAGUGUAACCCUGCGCAAUUCAGGAAUCUCAGCUAAAGCCCCCAAGACAUCUGGCCAUCCAACCUUGACUGUUCAAGGAGACAGUUUCACUGUUGAACAGCUCUUACUGCCAGAAAGUUCUUCCUGAUGUUUAGUCAGGAUCUCCUUCCUUGUAACUUGAAGCUAUUGGUUUGUGUCCUACCCUCCAGAGCAGGAGAAAAACAGCUUGUUCCCUCUUCCAUGUGACAGCCCUUGAAAUAUUUGAAGGUGGCUAUCAUGACCCGGAAGCUGUCUGCGGACAAACGCCGGCUCCCUCGGCCUAUAGAGCGAGAUGAGCGCGCAACCCCAGAGUCAGUCACGACUGGACGUAAUGGUCAGGGGUCCCUUUACCUUCCUUUAUCAUAUUUCAAUUAGUGUUCUCUUUUCCAGACUAAGCAUACCCAUUUCCUUCCAUUGUUCCUCAUAAGGCUUCGUUUCCAGACCCUUGACCAUCUCAGUCUCCCUCCUCUGCAUACCUUCCAGCUUGUCAACAUCUUUCUUAAAUUGUGGUGCUCAGAAUUGGACACAGUAUUCCAGGUGUGGUCUGACCAAGCCAGAAUAGAGUGGUACUAUUACUUUCCUUGAUCUGGACACUAGACUUCUGCUGAGGCAGCCUAGAAUACCAUUAGCUCUUUUUUUUUUUUUUUUGCUGCUGCAUCACACUGUGGACUCAUGUUCAACUUGUGGUCCACUAAGGCGCCUAGAUCCUUUUCACAUGUACUGCUAGUAAGUCCCCCCAUCCUAUAUUUGUGCAUCUGGUUCAUCCUGCCUAAGUGCAGAACCGUAUGUUUGUCCCUACUGAAAUUCAUUUUGUUAGCUUGGGACCAGUUCUAUCUGUUAAGGUCAUCUUGAAUCCUGUUUUUUUCUUUUGCAGCAUUAGCUACCCCUCCCAGUUUGGUGUCAUCUGCAAAUUUGAUGAGCAUCCCCUCAAUUCCUUCAUCCAAGUUGUUUAUAAAGACGUUGAACCCUGCAGCACCCCACUUGCCCCUUUUUUCCAGGAUGACAAGGUUCCGUCAGUCAAUCAGCUACACAUCCACCUAACAGUUACCUCAUUCAACCCACAGUUUACCAGCUUCCUCGCAAGAAUAUAAUGGGGAACUUUGUCAAAAGCCUUACUGAAAUCAAGAUAAACUAUUUCCACAGCAUUUCUCUGAUCCACCAAGCUUGUAAUUCCAACAACAACAAAAAGAAAUGAGAUUUGUCUGGCAUGACUUAUUUUUGAGAAACCCAUGCUGGAUCUUAGUAAUUGCAUCAUCCUUUUCUAAAAAACAUUAUUAUUAUCUAAGUGUACCACACAAGAUUAUUCCAGCUUGCUAAAUUAUAUUUUAGUCUGCUUGUGUUAAACUGCUGUCGCCCACUUAAAGGUCUAAAAAUAUGGCAGGAUGGAUAUUGAAAUAACUCCUUUUGUUUCCAACCAAAUUCUCAAAUGUACAAAAAAUCAUUCCCCCUCAGUUGGUUAAAUUGGCUACUGAUAAAUUGGCUGAGAUUAUUGAAAUAUUUGGCUUUUACAGGGAGAAAUCAUUUAGAGUUAUGUCAGGAGAAUAUGAGAGAGCUAACGGGCUUUAUCUGCACAAGUGAAAUGUUUUCAUUGCUGGCUAUAAAAGGGGGAAAGCACAGCUCGUACUGGAAGAGCUCCACUGUGGCGCGGCAGAAUCAUUGCCUUAAAAUGGUUGCACAUAAUAAGCUAAAAACUGGUUCGUGUCUGUUGCUUGCAAGUCCCCUAACUACUAAAUGAGGGCGGGAGACUGCCUGUGAAGACAAGGAAAGGUCAGUAUGGCUGGGACAGAAAGCUCCCGCAAGACCUUGGUCGAGGAGAAAUUGUAUGCAGUUGACCGGGUUUAACCAGAGGGAACCAGGGGGCUAUUGAAAGGCAUCUGCUGCUAGGAGAGUUAAGGCACUGGGAGUCCAGUAACUGGUUGGCUGGAGACAGAGAAGCAGGAAUACAAGUGGGAAAAGAGUGGAAGCAGAACCCUGAAGGGAACAGUUCUUACAGUUAUAUCCAAAUAAGAUGGGAAUAAUUAUGUCCUUGGCUUAAAGCAGGGUAGUCACCAGCAACAUUUGCCCCCCCCCCCAGCCCUUAUGUUGCCUUUCCAAAGUCGGGUUUGAUGUGGGUUUGAGCAGGAAUUCGGCUUUUACUUAAGAUAUACACCAAUAAAUUAUGUAGGGUUCGGGGCCAUAAGUAGGAAUAGUGAGCAGACCACACUAAAUUGUAAAGACAUUUUUGCUGAAAAAAAGUUUGAUUAAUAAUGCAGGAUUUGCAGCUGUGUGAGAGAAUGGGAAUUGAUAUAUACCAAUAGAUUUUGAGCCCAUUGUUCUGCAUUACAAAAAUAAGCAAAAUCUGAAAAAUGUCAUUCAUUUGUUUAAAGAUAUGGUGUGGGUUUUCUGUAGCCUCAGUAUACUAACUUUGCUAGAUUUGUUUCUUUUUAAACUUAAUUUUAGGAAAAGAAAUGUCACUUGGGUAUUAUAGUGAGGAUUCUAGAAAUAAACAUCAUGGGUUGUAUUCCAUUACAGUAUGUCCCUCAUGGAAGCCUUUUUGCUCCAGCAAAUUCCCCUUUCUCCUACCAACCUCCUUGCCACUUCGUGCUGUUUCAACAGGUCCCCCUAAGCCUCUGGAGCAGUCUUGUGGGGUGGGAUGUGCAAAGAGAUGCAGAGGGAAGGGAAUAUCAGCUAAAGUAACCUUUUGUCCUCCAUUUGCAGAAGCCUCUGCUGGACCACAGGCCUUUCCAUGAGCAGAAAGGGACACGGCUGGAGGCAAUUCACAUCUUUUAUUCAGUUUUUCUUAAAAAAAACAUUUCCCCAGUACUUUGCACGCCCAUGCUUCAUACUGAUUCACAGGCUUUUUUAGAACUUAGGUUAUCACUUUCUAACCUUAUUUUUUUAAAACAAUAACAACAACACUAUUGUGAUAAUAAAACAAAGAAAAAGCCCUAUUGUGAUUUCCUUGACAAAAGGGAUGCUGAUGAGAUCAACUAGCUCACAGGACAUUGUUUCUAAUCAAAGUUCUAUAUAUGGUGCCAAGCACCUGUCAUUCUCACCUUGAGAACUUCCAGGUGGCAAUCUGAUUAGUAUGUGCUAAUAUCUACUUGCUUGCUUAAACUUGUCCACCUUUUCUGCACUUUGAAAAUCUCCAUACGGUCACCAAAGCUUGACUAUUAACUAGCAGCGGAUGCAAAAUGUUGCACUGUAAAGUUGUACAAUGCAGAGUCGAAUAAAUAGAAUCAUUUUGUCUUACUCUGAAAGGUGGCAAUUCAAGAAGUUCUCGUAAGCUGCUGUGGGUAAUUUUAAAAACUGCUAUUCCUAAAUUAAUAAAUUAGAAUGCCACUUUGUAAAACAAUUUACCGUAUUUUUCGCUCUAUAAGACGCACCAGACCAUAAGACGCACCUAGUUUUUGGAGGAGGAAAACAAGAAAAAAAAUAUUCUGAAUCUCAGAAGCCAGAACAGCAAGUGGGAUCGCUGUGCAGCCUCUUGCUGUUCUGGCUUCUGGGAUAGCUGUACAGCCUGCAAUCGCUCCAUAAGACGCACACACAUUUCCCCUUACUUUUUAGGAGGGAAAAAGUGAGUCUUAUAGAGCAAAAAAUACGGUACUUGUGUUCACUGAUAAAAACUGAUUCCAGAAUCAGAUCUUGCCCUAGUGCCAGUUAUUGCAAGUUCUUAAGCUGAAUUUUAAGUAAUUUCGUUGUCCCCGAAGGGGGCAAUGACAAUAAAGAUAUUAUUAUUAUUAUUAUUAUUAUUAUUAUUAUUACAGUUGGGAGUCAAAGAUAAAUAGAAGGGCUUUUUCAUGCAACAUGUCAUCAAUAUAUGACAUAAGGUGUGAUGAAAGGCACAAGCUGAAAUAGCUUUGAAGGGGGAUUCACCAAAUAAACAGAGGAUAAGUUGAUCAAUGACUGUUAGUCAUAAUAUUUAAAUGAAGCCUUCAUAUCCUGCUCUUGAAGUUCCCAGAGGCAAGUGGCAUGCAGCUUUUGGACGAAAUAGGUGUUGAGCAACAAAUAAAUAUUUUUGUUCUUAUACUCUGACUUUUGUUUCCUUAUAUUACUUGCUUAGAUUUCAAGUAAUGUGAUCACAACAGUUUAUUAUGGUGGGAUUAAACAUUUAACAGUGAGUGCAGGAUUGUAGCCAUAGUAAUUUUAGUUCAAAUUCCUAAUGGGCAGUAUCCAAUUAUUCAAAGCUGCUGCUGUACUGAAUAAAUAUUUCAUAAUUGCAGUUGCCAGCAUUAAAUUAAUUAACAUCCAGGUAACUAGCUCCUUGGGAUUUCCCCCUGUUCUAGUAAUUAUAAUUUCGUAAAGAUAAUGGACAGAGCAGGUUCUGAUGUGCAUUUUGUUAUACUCAGUUGAUAAUUUUGAUUUCAAUGUCUGUUUUAUUUCAGUGUCUAUUCUGGUGUCAUAAAAGUCUAGUAUGUGUGUUGAUGUGAACAUGUUUUCCUUGGAUGUCAUUUGUUGACAAAAUAAUUAUGAAAGAGGUGCUAAUAAAGCAUUGAUAUUCUUUUGGUAGCCAGAAGUGCAACUUGCUGAAGGCUUUGACGUCUUUAUGCCGAAAUCACAACUGGACUCUAUAUUAGCAAAUUACACUCGUUCAGGAAGUCUGCUGUUUCGAAAGCUGGUGUGUGCAUUUUUUGAUGACAAGACCUUGGCCAACUCUUUACCCAAUGGCAAGAGGAAAAGAGGUCUCAAUGACAACCGAAAAGGACUAGACCAAAAUAUUGUGGGUGCAAUAAAAGGUAUUGUUCUCUUUUUAAUAUAUGUGCUUUUAUAAUAUAAUCUAGUGGUUAUGCUGUAUCACGUUUUGGGAGUUGCUAAAAACAUUAGUGAUCUUUACAAAUUUCUCAAGCUCAUCUGCAAGCCUGCCUUGGCUAUGUGUUCCUGAUAUCUGAUCUGAAUCAACAACCUUUUGCAUGGUCAAACUGUUCCGGGACUACAUCAUUUCAGAUUGUAGAUUGAGGAAUAAAGAUUUGCACACGUAUCACUACUGACAUUUAAGACUUGUUCCCUCGUUAACACUGAACACAUCUCCAAACUGGUAGUACAAGGCAUGUGCAAGGGCUUGUGUGAAAGACUGUACACUUGCUGAUUUGUGCAUCUCAACUAUUGUGUACAUGAGUACAUGGACUGCACAUUCAUUGAAUGUUACAUGUGAAAAAUGUUACAAAUGUACAGCUCAAUUGUUGGUCAGGAUGCUUUUUUUGAAAUGGGGGAAUCAUUCAGACAUGGUGUUUCCAACCUACAGUUUAAAAUAGUUCAGUGUAUAUUUUACUGCACAACAAGAUGCUUGUUUUCACUGGGCCUCGGUGUUAACUGAACCUUUUUUUUUUAAAAAAAAUAUUUUUUAUUAGUUUUCAAUACAAUAUACAUAUAAUACCAUAUCAAAAGUUUAUCACAAAUUAUCUCUUAUGGACUUCCUUCAGCUUAUCUGCCAGUCAUCCGUAAUUAAUUUUUAGUUACACAUUUCCUAAAUUUAAUACUGCCUUUUUAUAUACCUUCCCAAUCUUAUUUUCUUUUUUACAAUACUCCUCAAACUUUCACAGAGCUUCUUGAAAUCCCACGAGCGUUGUUUGCUCAUCACAUAUAUUUUUCAGAUACUCUACAAAUUUUCCCCAGUCCUCAAUGAACUUAUGGUCUCGUUGAUAUCUAAUCUUCCCAGUUAGUUUAUCCAGUUCUGCAUAGUCCAUCAUUUUCAUUCUCCAUUCUUCCAGGGUUGGUAAUUCCUCCUGUUUCCAUCUUUGGGCCAUUAAUAUUCUUGCCGCUGUAACUGCAUAUUGGAAAAGUUUACAAUCUUUUCUAUUUUUUUCAUUUCCUACUAUUCCUAACAGAAAAGCUUCUGGUUUCUUUACAAAUGUAUAUUUCAACAUCUUUUUCAGUUCAUUAUAUAUCAUCUCCCAGAAACCUUUCAGCUUCUUACAUUCCCACCACAUAUGGUAAAAUGUCCCUUCUUUUUCUUUACAUUUCCAACACUUAUUACAAGUUUUAUACAUUUUCGCUAAUUUGACCGGUGUAAUAUACCAUCUAUAUAUCAUUUUCAUAACAUUUUCCUUUAAUGCAGUACAUGCUGUAAAUUUUAUAUUUUCCUUCCAUACUUUUGCCCAAUCAUCUAGUUGUGUAUUAUAUCCAAAGUCUCUAGCCCAAUGUAUCAUAACCGACUUGACUUCCUCAUCCUUCGUAUGCCAUUCCAACAACAUUUUGUACAUUUUUGAUAAAAUUUUACAAUCAUUAUUUAUUAUUUCUAUUUGAAAUUUUGAAUCUUUUUCAACAUAUCCAUUCUCUCUAAAAUCCUUUUUAAACAUUUCAUUUACUUGAAAAUAAUGCAACCAAUCAUAUACAUACUUUUUUACUUGUUCAUAAGGUUUCAUUUUCCAUUUUCCUCCUUCUUUUGCUAUCAACUCACCAUAUGUAAUCCAAUUCCUUCUCAUAUUGAUUUUCUUUACACUCAUAACCUCUAACGGAGAUAACCAGUGUGGGACUUUUGGUUCUAAUAGGUUUUUAUACCUAUCCCAUAUUUCAAUUAAAGAUCUCCAGAAGAUGUGGUUCUCAAAACCUUUAUGAUUUUUCUUCUGCUCACACCAUAAAUAGGCGUGCCAUCCAAAUCUGUUAUCGAACCCUUCCAAAUCUAACAAUUCUGUGUUUUCUAAUUUUAUCCACUCUUUCAACCGACAAAGACAUGAUGCUUCAUAAUAUAGUUUGAAACUUGAAAUUAACUGAACCUUUUUGAUGUGGUGCUUACAGAUCAGCAUUGAAGAAAGCUCAUUAUGCAACUGCGUAUGACAAUCUUCUUUUGUGAGAAAUGAAAUUAUUAAAUAUAAUAAUUAUCAUAAAGAUAGGGAUGGUAAGAUGCUAUUGAGGGUCAAGAGGGUCAAUGAAAUAAAAUAUUGGUUUUAAAUGUAGAUAUUGGGAAGCACGCCAUGCAUUUUUAAGAGUUGUAUUCUCUGGCCCCCAUUUCUUUGAAAUUUCCAACUACAAAUUAAUUAUUUCACCUACAACAUUCUUAGUGCAUUGGGAUGCAGCGGUGAUGUUGCUGCAAGAUUUUAUGUUAACAGCUUAAAAUGUUUCUUUUGAUUGAGUGGUGCAUACAUUUUGAUAAAUAAAAAAAUAAACAAGAUACCCUAGCCAAACACGUUGCUGGCUAUAAUAGCUCUGCGUGGAAUGGAAAGCUAGAGGGAGGUUUGCUGGUUCACAUUCUGGAGCCAAAUGUAUGUCUUCCUCUGUCUGGGGCCAUUCCUACAAACAGCUAUGGAGUCAGGCACCCAUCCCUUGCCAUGCAGGUGGGACAAGCAAGCCCAGUUUGGUUUGUAUAGCAGGGGUUGUGGCUGCUGCUUUCCUUGUUCAGAGAGGCGGAUAAAAAAAUUAGGAACUAGGAUGUGUGCUGAUUGAACACAAUCUCCCGGCAACUAUACUUAUGUGUGAGUCCAAAUCUAACUGGAGUCCCACGCCACAUCAUAUUUAGCCUAGUUAUUAAUCUGACAUUAGCUGUUGCUUUUGACUUGUAAGACAGAACUUGAAAUGAGCACUGAAAAUGGGGAGGCAGCUUGCCUAUAUGCUGCCAGUCAGGCAAACUGCCUUCAUUUGUUUGUAUUGUGUUUUAUCCUGCACACUUAAGCAUAGCCAUUUUAAUCUGGUGGUAUCAAUAUGGGUCCGUUUAGUUUCAGGGGCUUUGUCAGCACCAGCCUGCUACUUCAGAAAUCUGAAGUCUAUGGCUCACCAGUUGUUCCUGGACUACGUCUAUUGUUCCCAGAUCAUUGGUCUUACUGGUUGAAACUGAUCAAAGGUGGAGUUCAGCAGCGUCUGUAGUGCCAUAAGUUCCCCAUCAAUGCCCUACCCUAAGGCAGUUCUCAAAUACUGAUCAUUUUCAGUUACAACCAGCAGCUGAUAGUAUCUAGAGUGGUAGUGCUAGGCACUGUUUAUAAUAAGAGGGCUCUCUUUAUAUUGUCUUUAUGGUGUCACACAAGGGAUACUGCAUUGAGGACUUUGAUAUGCUGGAUGGGGGUUCCUCUCCCAGAAGCAAACACAAGGGAUGGCACCCUGUGGAACUUAACUCUGCCUGGCUCCAUUUGCACGUUCUGCCUUCCAAGAGCUGUUCUGCUGGAUACUAUGGGCCCAUUUAUCCCUUGUGGUGGCUCAGCCAGUGUAAGAUCGCACUAAGAAUGAAAAGAUGUUCUUUGCAUCAUUGCCACUGGGUUCCUCUGUCGCCCUUUCAGAUGUUCUGUAAUCAAUACUUUUGGCUCUGCUCAACAAAUCAGUUAAGCGUGUAAAGAAAAAUGUUUACUCUGCUGAGGUAGUUUUAUAUCAAUGAUGGUUGUUCUCUCGCACUUUAGAAAUGUGCACUGUUAAGCAAAGAAAAAUUCUGAGUAUUUUUUCCUCCUUUACAUCUGGUAUGUUUAAUAGUAGAGUGAUGGCCAUCAAAGGAUGAGAAUGUUUACAGAAAUGAAGCCUUAAAGAUGGGCUUGUAGCAGAGCGUGUGGUUUGGGUACUUUUCCAAGCUGGCUUUGCUAUACAUUUCCCCCCAUAGCCCCUGUCUUUGUCUGCCUGGACUGUUGCCUCUGUUCACUGCCUCACCUUUACCUGGCUCUCAGGUCUUUUGCUUAUUCAGUCCUGGAAAGCUUUAGCCCAGCUUUCCCCAACUUGCCUGCCCCCCAAAUAUAUUUUGAGCUACAACUGCAGUGGGGAACCUCCAGCCCACAGGCCUCUUUAGACCCACCAGGCCUCCCCAUUUGUUUGUGGGUUUUUUGUGGUUUUUUGGCCCAUUUGGCCCAUGAGACGGUUUUGGCCAAGCCACACCCACUUGACCUAUAAUGGGAUGGAUAAACAUGUGGCUGAUCCAACAGGGGCUUUGCAGGUAGCACUAAUCAGCUGAUUGGUGGCACCUGUGAAGUGUUGUGCACAGUGACUUCAGGACAGAGGUCCCUCAUCAACAGGACUUGGUAGCCUGGUAUUUGUGAAGCCCACAGUGCAAAAGCCCCAUGCCCCUGGCUUCACAAGGUCUGACUGUCAGCCGAUUGUUGGGCCCCUAGUCACACUUCAGUUGUGGAUGUGUGGUGGCACUUUUGAAUGGGAGCGAAUAUCAGCUUUCAUCCCUGGUAGCCCCCCGCCCCCAUCUUAAGUUGCCCAAAAUGCAAUGUUGCCUAUCAAUGAAAGCUAUAGAUUUCCUAACUGAAGUAUAGGUACAGAUCUAUGAAAUCAAUGGAUUUCAUAGCUCUACAGGCCAGAGUGUUACAUUUUGGGAAUAUUAAAUGAAGAUUGGCCAUCACAGAUCAGAGCUGAUCUUUGCUCCUGUUCAAAAGCAGCACUGCUGCCUGUCCCUGAAACGCAUCCAGGGGUCUGGUGGAGAGGGCAGGGAAGGACCCUUCUAAGACCCUGCGGUCCUUGGCUGCUGCCCAGCCUGGCUGACCACUGGGGUGAGUCCUGGCUGUUUUAGCUCAUCGUUGGGGCCAUGUCAGAGGCCUGCAUGGCUCCAUUUUUUGCUCUAUUUCUUGUAUAUUUCUUGUAUAUACUCUGUUUCUUUAAUCAGGAAGUACAGUGGAGGAAUUGAGGUUGGCUGCAUGAAACAUGCAAGUAGGGCAGCGAAAGGAGCUGACUGGUCAUUCAUCCUCCAUUCAAAGCUGCCUCUGUUGUAUGAUGGAGCACCUGAGGCAGUCUCUCAGGUUAAAGGUCACCAGUUCCCCAACAACACUGAAAUAUUUCCUGUUUUUCUUUACUUCCUCAUACUCCCACUCCUGACCAUUCUGGUUAAACAGCCCGAGAGCAAUAAGGCAUAUAAAUAGUGAACUCAGACAGUCAUUUAAAAUGUUAUUAUAAAGAUACCUGAUUAUAUAUUUGGAAUCUUUCACAGAAAAUUAAGACAGAUGAUCUAUACCUCCUUUUUCCCUUUUGUAAUUAAAAAAAAAUACUUUUUAAAAAAUGAUGUGCCAAGAUUUUGUUUCAUGAGGAAGCAGUGUUGUCAAAUAUAUGCUCAUAAAAAGCACUGAUGUGUAGAUGAAAUGUAGCUUGAAAUGUGCACGAAAGGUUUACCCUUGUUAAUUCUGUUUUAUAAAAUCAAAGCCACAUGUUGGUCAUAUUUGCAUGUAAUGCUGAACAGUGGUUUAGUGGUACAGGGUUGAGCUGGAAGGAGCCCAAGCAAAAGCAUCUGCCUCACAUGCUGCCCUAUCCAUUUCCCACCGCAGCCAGAAAGAGGGCUUCUGCUGGGUUUAGUUUCACUUUUAUGGAAUCCUGGCUUAGUAUUGCAUGUGAACCAGAGAGCCUAGCUUGGCAUUACAUUCAAGCCAUGGGUUAUAAAGCUAGCUUGUUUAAAUAAUAUGUUUGUCAUGAACCAUGAUCUCUGGUUCACGACAGAAUGAAAUAAUUUUUUUCAGAAGUCUUCUUCCUGACUGCAUGGUGAGAGUAAGUGUGGGGAGAGGUGUGUAAGCCCAACGCUUUGUUUUGGCUUCUUCCACUUCAUCUGAGUAACAUUUUAUGUGUAUGUUGCCACUGUGUUUUCAGAUUUCAUAGUUUCGUGUGUCACUUUGUUCCGGAGAUUCCAAGGCAAUGUUUUGUGGUGUUCUCUUUAAAUGUCUGGAGACUGAUCUUUCUAGUGAAUAUUUCUGGAAUGUCAGUGCCAUCUUCUGCUAAUGUUUUUCAACAUGGUAAACAUUCGCAGAGUGCUUAGCUUACCGGAUCUUCCCUAAUAUAUGCAAAAUCUCUUGGCUAUUUGAGUGCUUUCAAACAGCUACAGUCCAAGCUUACAUUGCAAGUUAGUUUGUUUGAAGGUCUCCCAUGUUGGUAUCUUCCUGCACUUGGAAAAUUGUUUGGGAAGAAUACAUUUACAUGCUGACUUUGCUCAGUCAUGGAGAUUUUAAGUUACAAAAAUGUAAACAUCCAGUUCUCACAUUUUAUAUAAAAUGUAGAAUGUUGUUGUGAGUUUGCUUUUCUUGUGUCUGGUUACUUAAACCUUGGCUUGCAGUUUUCCAUCUUUUUCAACCUUUUGGUAAAGAGAUUAUUUGUACCUUCUGUUUUUAGUGUUCACAGAAAAAUACUGCACUGCAAACCAUGUGGAUAAACUACCUGGCCCAAGAGACUGGGUACAGAUUCUUCAGGAUCAAAUCAAACUGGCAAGAAGACGGUUAAAAAGAGGCUCAGGUAAGGGAGGGUAAGAGGUAGAAAGCAAACUGAAUGCAGAUAGCAAGGUGGCAAGACAAACAGUAUGACAGUGAGCAGCCUGAACCCAGCCUUAAGAAUUACUGAGGAAGGACACUGCUCCUAAGGGCUGAUUCAGGCCUAUGUACAUUUCUUAGUCUUGUCACUCAACUAGUCAUUAUGACUCAGAGUUGAAUAUCUGAAUCACCUCCAUUGAAAUGUUUUGUGUCUUACGAUGGCGUGAAAGCUGUUUGUGGAGUUUGAUCUGUGGCUGUUUUCACACAUGCAAGCCAGCGCUUGAUGAUUCACUGAGACAACUGGUGUUACUCCUCACCUGUCUUGGUGUAUCCUUUUUUUAACUGUUGCAUUAGAGUGAUUAUUCCAAAGGUUCAGCUGAAAUAGAGCCAUGGUUCUCUUUAAGCAUGUUCUAGCUACUGUAAGGCAGGAUAGGGGAGGCACCUGUUUCUCCUUCCUCAGCUUUAUUUUUGUGUGUCAGCUUUAUGGGCUUGACAUCCUCCAACUUGUUCUGGUUGGUGAAGAACUGGUGGCACAGGUUCCUCGUUUUCACUGCUUUUAUAUUUCCUUGAGCUACUCCAUCACUUUCAAUGGAUCUGUGAGUUGAUGUGGUUAGAAUUUAAGCCCCAUUCAUUCAUUACUUGUGUUUGGAACACACAUGGUUUCAAGCCAGAACAUUGCUAUGCUAGCUGCACCCUCCAACCAUAUGUUGCCAUCUGAAAGGGAACCCCAGAUCAUAAUUAGCUGCUUGAACACACCAGCAGCACGUAAUGAGAACACCAAAGGGCAGUGAUAGCUUGGCAAGAUGACACCAGGGCAAGGAACAAGGCCCCGCUCCAGCUUGAAACCAUGAGUGCCUUACGUGCAUGUAACAUGAGGGCUAUAGAAUCCUCUGGGUGAUCAAGACCUAUUUCACCAUUUGCUCUGUGCGUGAUCCCAGAAAUCAACUUCUAACUGCAACAUUUACUCAAACGAUCUUGUGACUUUUUGAGGUGAAAAUAAUCUGCCAUAAAACUUGACAUUUAACAUCAACUGUAUAACUUCUGUUUUGUGUUAAACAUCACAGUCAAAGUUUUCAUUACUGCUGCACCAUUAAAAAAACAAAACCAGACCUCUACUUUAAUAUCCCAAGGGAGUGGGGCUCAUGGUUCUUGCACAUAUAUGCAGAUCAGAAUAUUACCUAAGUCCAUGGUACUCAGUGAGUAUAAUGUGAAUGCUGAACACUCCUUUGGUAAGAAUCACAAAAAGUAUUUUUAUAUAACACGGUAUCCACUGAGAAUAUAGGUUUUAAAUUUUUUUAAAGUUUUGCUUUCAUUCUUAAAAAUACCCAAAGAGGCACACAAUAUUUAAAAAGUACCAAUAACAGAUGGGCGGGGUAUAAAUAAUAUUUUUAUUAUUAUUAUAUUAAGUACAAUAAUGCAAUAAUAAUCACUGCCCAAUAUUACUUCUCCAUGAAACAACCUAAAACCAUAAAAAUAAAGCAACAUUGAUUUAUGGUCCCUUUCCCAACCUAAAGUGGACAUUAAUGUACACUGCUUUUUGAGCAUAUGAAAUUGUCUGAUACAAAGUCAGUUCAUUAGCCUGUGUAGCCCAGUAUUGUUCUCUGUGACUGAAAGUGGCUGUCCCAGGGCUCAGGUAGAGAGCUCCUUCUAACGUCUGCUCCCCAGGACCAAUUUAACUCUAGGGACCAGGGAUUGAACUUCUGUAUGCAAGGCUCUGCCCUUGAGUGUAGUCCUUCAGUCAGUUUAGUGUUGGGAGCACUCAUUUUGCUUGAUGGGAAGUUCAGUGAAACUCUGGCACAAUUGCUGUUGGCCUAAAAAGAUGUGAUUGCUUCCAAUGUAAAAAAUGCGAGAUGUGUUUAAAUGCUGCUUAGGUGGAGACAGAAUUUCAUCCUUGUGGGUAUAGAGCUAACCUGCAUAAGGCAGACAAUACAGCAAAAAUCUUUAUAUGUAUAUGAAGCAAUAUGACUAUCAACCAUGGGACUUGCAAAGCUAUUCAUGUAGUAUAUGGAGUUGGCCCUGUGAGAGCUUUGGAGCAAACUAUCACAUUUGGCAUUAUUUAUACCUUCUUUUCAGAGAACUGGAUAUUCAUCAGUCACCUUCUGAAGAGAACUGGUUAUUGUCUUAUGGAGCAGCUCUUCCUUUGAAUUCCCUAAGUUCUUAAAAUGCUUCUAAUUUGUAGGGGUUUUGAUGCGUUCAUGUAGUACACUUGCCUGUUUUCCAUACCACUUUUCCCAUUUAAUUGUAUUACUACUGUUUUACUUAAUUCUAAUUGUAUGUAUUAUGGAGAAAUAAUAUAUUUUAUGUAUUAUCUUUAUUUAGUAGAGACAACCGACUGUGAUGAGAAACUGGACCUUUCUCUACUACAAACAGGUAAAAAAGCUGUUGGUUAAUAAAAACAAAUUGGCCAUUUGUUUGCUUAUAGUCUCAUUAGAAUUGGGCUGUCUGGAAUAACCUUGCACAAUAUAACAUCUCUUACCUAAACUUACAUUUUCCUUUGUCACUAGAUAUGCCUCACAUUUUCUUACUCUCUGUCUCCACUGCCUGUUCCGUAGUGCUAGGAGUGGAGGUUAUUCCAUGUUGAAGUGCUCCUCCACUGGAGGCAGGGGACUGAACAUAAAACACUACAAUUCAGGAAGGCCAGACAACACCCUUCUCCCUGACAUCAUUGUGCCUGUGCCCAAGGAGUCCUUCAUUACAGAGAAGCAUUUAAAAUGUAACCUUAUAACAGCCAGAAGUCUAGGGAAAGCUUUCGUAUUCAGUAACUACUGAAUAUAUAAAUCUGUCCUCAGAUCACAGAGAUUAUAAAGAUCUCUUCACUCUUGCUCCCCACACCCAAUCAAGCAAUCAAGGCAAUUUAUGUAAGAAGACAUGAUAAUCAAUUUCCUUAACGAAGUCUUUAUAUGUCAGCUUUUAAUUGCUCUAGUAAUUUUAUUUAGUAUUUUACUGGUGCCCAUUUCAUCUCAUGCAAUUUCUUAGUGCUGCUAAUUUUUCUACUAUCAAAAGUUCGUAAGUGAGACACAAAGAGGCAGUCACAUUAGUAGAAAUCUUAUUUCUUUGGUCUCCUUUCUGCAAAAUGUGCAUAAGGAGAAAAAUCAGUUAAUAUUAGCCAUAAAAACAUAGAAGCUUACUUAAAAUGCCUGCUAAAAUUAAAUCUAAACCACACACCUGAAGUUCAGUGGGGAGGGGGCCUGUUUGAUCACCUCCAAGAAGGUGUUCCACAGAACGGGGGCCCCAGCACCACAUGCAUGGGUUCUGGUGUAUACGGGCUGUGCAUCAGAGCCAUGGGGGACUACUAACAGCAACUCCCCUAGAGACCUCAGUGGUUCUUUAGGUAUCCUAAACCCAAGUUGUUAAGGAUCUUGUGAGUUAACACAAGAACCUUGAACUUGGCUUGUUAGCCUCUGAGUAGCCAGUGCAAGCUUUUAAGCACUGAAACUUUGUGCUGGUGGUUGUCUGUUCCUACCAACAGUGUAGCCAUAGCAUUUACACCAGCUGGAGCGUCUAGACCAGGGAAGCCCUACAUGGAGCACACUGCAAUAACUGAGUCUGGAAGUUCAUAAUGGAAUUACCAUGGCCAGGCUUUGCCUGUCAAAGAUUAUGUCUGUAGCUGGUUAUGGGCCCUCUACCUGAGCCUUCAGUGAAAAAGAUGGAUCCAGAAGCACUCGCAAACUCUGAAAGCGCGCUUUCAGAAGGAGUGCAGCCCCAUCCAGAACAUGCAACUGACCAAUCCACUUACCUGCCAUUCCUCCAUCUUCCCAGGGUUCAACAUUGGGUUAUUAGCCCUCCUCCAGUCCAUCACUAGGACAGUGGUUAGGAUUAUACAUAGCCUCUUCUGACUCAGAUGUUAUGGCAAUCAUAGAAUGGUAGAGUUGGAAGGGUCCCCAAGGGUCAUCUAGUCCAACCUUCUGCAAUGCAGGAAUCUCAGCUAAAGCAUCCAUGACACAGAUGACCAUCCAACUUCUGCUUUAAAACCCCUAAGAAGGAGAGUCCACCACCUCUUGUGGGAUUUGUUCCACUGCCAAACAGCUCUUACUGUCAGAUAGUUUUUCUGAACGUUGAGUUGGAAUCUCCUGCCUUGUAACCUGAAGCCAUUGGUUUGAGUCCUACCCUCCAGAGCAGGAGAAAACAAGCUUGUUCCCUCUUCCAUGUGACAGCCCUCGAGACAUUUGAAGAUGGCUAUCAUAUCUCCUCUCAGUCUCCUCUUUUCCAAACUAAACUGACCCAGUUCUCUCAACCUAUUUGUCCCUACUGAAAUUUGUUUUGUUCAUUUGACCCCGUUCCCCAAUCUCUUAGUCAUCUUGAAUCCCAGUUCUGGCUUCAGCAACAUUGGCUACCACUCCCAGCGCACAGACGACACACUGCCCUCAUACGCCAAAUGGCCACACUCAGUGGCUUCAUUUCAGAGUUGAAGAGCAUUGGGGACAAUAUUGUGCCAUGCAAUCUCCCAAUAUUGUUAUCUGGACAUGACUCUCCAGGAUGUGUGUGUGUGGGGGGGGUUAUCAUUUGUGCUAUAUUCUGUAAGCCGCCCAGAGUGGCUAGGGAAACCCAGCCAGAUGGGAGGGAUAUAAAUAAUAAAAUUAUUAUUAAGUGACCCCAAAUAAAAGUGAGCAAUCAGGGGAGGGGAGAUCAUUGUAAUUAUAUAUAUUUGUAGGGAGGGUGGGGGGGGAGAGUUCUGUUUAAGUGCUUCCUGUAUUGUUUUGAAAAACCCCCUCAAUAGAGCAGUGCUGUUCUUUCCACUUUGCAGAUUAAUUUCAGAUAUUUGAUAGACCCUCCUUUGCAUUGUUAUGCAAGUGCUUUGUUCUCCAUCCAUGUGUGUAAUAUUUUUAGAUGAAUUCCUUGUUGCUCUUAAUACACACCUUUGCAUGUGUUCUCUCCCUUAUUCUCCAAUUCUAUGUACUAGAUUUCUCUCACAGUAAUUAAUACCUUUCCAUAAGUGAUUCCCAGGGGUUGUAAUAAAGAUACAUACCAAGAAAUAAAUUAUGGACAGCCUGUUAGUGUUCUAAUUCUAUUGCAGACAACACCUUUUAUUACUUUAAUGUUGAAAUCCAUAGGUUACUUUUAAUACUUGUGUGUCAGUUUUAUACAGCCAACCUUUCAGAUCCUAAGCCCAGCUUUUCUUUUUCAGGUAACCUCUUUGAAACCACACAUUCUGCACCAGUGUUUCACUAGCAGAUCCAGACGUCUUUACUUUUGAGCAGGACACCAGCGCUGUUUUCAGACUACUUCAAUAUCUGCGUUCUCUAUCAUGGCCUCAAUCUUAAGUUUGUUCAUGCUUUUGUAACAUAGGGUAACAAAGCCACAAAAUUACUUGUUUCUUAUUUUAAUCAGAAUAGACUUGUUCAGCAAGGAUAUAGUGCAAUUAAUCUGAUAACCACUGAAAUAGAACAAAUUUUGUCUUUAUGAUUGCAUUUCCCCACUUAAGUAUAUGCAUGCUGGCUGGCUGUUUGUUCCAUCUUUGAUUAAACAUCGAAACAUUAACAAAGUUAAGGGCCUCCCUUAGAAAGGUGUUCUGAAGGACCCCAUUUCAUAUUGGAUUCUUGUGCAGAAAUCAAAGGACCAAAAAACUUCAAAGUUAAUGAAUCAUUAGUCAUCUGUUCUGAAGACCCUUUCUCCCUCUCUCUCUCUCUCUCUCCUUAGCCUUUGAUUUUCCUUCUUGGGUAAAGAUGGUAAAUUGCCAAGUAUUCUUCUCUGAAUAAGUUGCAAUAUGGUAUUUGACAAUAAGAGUCCCAAUAAUUGAUGCUAAUAUUGAUGCUGGUGUUUUGUCCAGAACAAGUAUUGGUGAACGUGGAAUGAACUGUUCUUAAUAUUGAGAUUACUCAGACAUUUUAUUUUUCAGACCAUUUGGUAUAACAACCCCCCUCAUCUCUCUCUCUCUCUCCCUGGCUUUUGAGUGCCAGCACCAUCUUGUAGUUCCCAAAAAGUUAUUUCAAUAAUUAUCGCUGCCAAUAGCCUCCCCAACACUCUUAUACAUGGCUUUUCUGUCAUAUUUGCAUGAGAUGUAGGGGAAAUACCAUUACAUUUGGGGUGUGUUGAUUUUCACAAAUACUCAUGCCUUUCCUCCUGCCUCUUCAAGGAUCUGUCCAGCAGUGGGGGAAAUGAGUGAUAAGGAAGUGCAUAUAGGAACAUGUAUCUUGGUUUCCUUUGUUCAACUCAAAGGAGCAUAGUAUCACACUUUCCUCCUGACCACGAGGAGUUCACACAUUUCCUCAACUAAGGAUAAUUCUGUCGUGAGUGGAUUGGGUGUAUAUAAUCUUCUUGCGCUUACACUAUGGAAACUAGGUGUUCCAGAGUUACCCAUAGUCUUGAUUUCCAUAAAUCUUCAUCCCUUCAGUGAGAGUGUUCAUAUUGGGUCACAUCUUCAGGCCUAUUUGUGAAAUGAAAAUGCUCACACAAUUACUUAUAUGUAAAGAGCAUACCCAUUCACUUCCUCCUCAUCUGGCAGGUGUGUGAAUCCCUGUGUGUUUUCUCCCUGUGAAUAUUGUAGGCCAAGGAUGAAGGAAAUUGGCCCAGAAUCUGCAAAUUACCGCCCCCCUUAAUUUCCACGACAGAUUUGUUAUUUGAAAUUUCAGAUAGAUGACCAAACAUCCUCUGGGUCAAGCUCCACACACUCCAUUUUAAUCAGAUAUAUUAAUAUUUGUUAUCCCCUGAAUCAUGGGUGGUGCUGGGAAAGAGAGGCCAGUGUACAAAAUCUGAACUCUAAAUUAUAUUAAUAUAUAUGUAAUCCCACCUUAUCACUUGCCAGUUAACUAAUAUUUAUAUUAAAUUCAUUCCAAAACUUAUAUAUUUAUCACCAUUGUGUACUGAUCUCCUUAUCUCAUUCCUCAGAGUUAAAACUAAUGCAAGUGUUCUGCCCCCGUCAAAUAUUUAUGGCUUAUUUUAUAUUUCUGCUUUUGAAAGGAAACUUUGACAUGGGUGUUCAUAAAUUUAUACACUGGUCUUUAAGGUUAUUAACCCCAAAAGCCCACAAAUAAUAUCUGAAGUUAUGGUUUAUGUAUUCUUGUUACCUUUUGAAGAAUCAGGCUUCUGUCCUAGUCUGUUUGUGAAAAGGUACUAGGUCAUACUUCCAAUGAAGGAUUAAUGAAUGUUAUAUAAUGAAAAUUUCAGAGUCAUCUUAAGCACACCAGAAGACACUGCUGUAGAUAUUUAUACAGAAUCUUUUGUGUUUGUUCAACUCAGGCUGAAUAACUACUUCUACUGCAGUUUAACACUUUUAUGGAAUUUUACACAUAAUGUGUAAUCAUUAUUACACAUAUAAUUAUUGAAAUGUGGCUGUGUUCUCUUGAUGACAAGAUAAACCUGACUUGCACUGCAGUCUUUAAAAAGUACAUUUUCUCCUUAGAGAUGGAAAGGAAUUAGAGACUGUUCCCUCUUGAACAGAACUACUCAGUCUCCCCAGUAAAUCUACAAAGAAGUCAUACAUAUAGUAACAGUUAACCAACAAUCAGCAUUCUUUUAAUAAAUCUUAAAAAUAAUAGUAUUCUUGUCUACUUACUGUGACUACUGUUCAGAUUUUUUUCAGAAGUCUUUUUAUAGGUUUUAUUAGGAAAUCAUUCCAUAUUUAGGUAAAAAAAAAGUAUCUCAAUCUUAUGUAUAUAAGUUUUAUUAAUAUGUACAUAUUUAGCUAUUUUUUAAAUUACUAUGUUCUUAAUAAAACCAACAAGGGACUAGUUGUGAAUUGGUGCAUAAGAUUGUGUUGUGUUAUCAAUCUCUGGGAAUCUGUCAAGUUCAGAAAAAAACACACAAUAAAUUACUCUAAUUCAACAA